AUGGCUGACGUGCAGGAGUAUGUGAUGGCACAACAGCACCAGGGAGCACCAUCCAGGGCAGAAUCCAUUACUGCCUCCAUCUGCGGUCAGGUAAAACCGAAAAUACCGUAUCAUGCAUUCAAAGCGUUCUUUGAGAAGGACGAAAUUGAUGGGUACUUACAGGACUUUGAGCGGCUAUGUGACCUGCACGAACUGGAGCAGGCAGUAUGGGUACCCCCGCUAGCGGGAAAGUUGGCAGGGCGGGCAGCAGAGGCUUAUCGCGCUGUCCCCAGGGAAGACAGUAAAGACUAUUUUAAAGUAAAAAGGGCUAUACUGGAGAGGUAUGCCAUCACGCCCGAAGCGUAUCGACGCAAAUUUAGUGGAUUACGCAAACCCGAGAAGGAUUCCCACACAGAAUGGGCGCACAAGUUGGACCAAGCCUCGCAGGGGUGGAUUCAGGCAAGCCAAGCCACCACCAUGGAGGAACUGCGCCAACUUAUGCUAUUGGAACAAUUUUUUAAUGGACUCUCCCCAGAAGCGCAAGAAUGGGUGAGGGACCGCAAACCUCUCACCCUACCGCAAGCCGCUAGAUUGGCGGACCAACAUUUUGAUGCCAGGAGGCAUCAUGGGCCAAUUAGUAAGAGUUACCCGAGACCACCUGCACCACCCUACACGAUCCCCUCCGCACCAGUUAACUCAACUCCGUUUAGGCCAGCACAAGGGAACCCGCCACCCUCCUCUCGCUACAACGGCAGGUCAAAUAUUCAGUGCCAUACCUGCCGGCAGUGGGGGCAUAUGUCCCGAGAGUGCACCCAGAACCAGAGCAGACAAGCGUGGAACCAAGUGCGGCAGAACACCACCCCAAGGGCAGCGGCACAUCACUACCAGGUGGAACCUGACACCCAAGAGUUGCUGAGCCUUCAGACCGAGGAACCCCUGGGCGUUUUAUAUGAAGUGAUGUCCGUCCAAGCCACCGACAACCGGCAGCAUCAUCGCCAAGUUGUGUUUGUGGGGGGGAAAGAAGUACAGGGACUACGGGACUCGGGAGCUACCUUGACCCUGGUGGCCCCUCAUUUGGUACCAGAUACCGCGCACACCGGCGGGUCUGUGGCAGUACGGGUGGCGGGGGGAGCCAUGUACCGCCUACCCACUGCGAAGGUAUAUUUGAACUGGGGUGUGGGGAGGGGGUCGUGGAAGUGGCUAUUAUGAAAAAAUUACCCGCGGAUGUCGUAUUGGGGAAUGACUUGGGCCGAAUGAUGUCUGCAUUUGUACCUCAGGCCCCUCUGCAAGAGGCGCAUCCGGUGACUACUCGACAACAGGCUCGCACCAUGGUUCCACAAACACACUCUGAGGCUCAGGUAAGAGACCGUGACUCCCCCUGACCUAUAUGACCUGGGACACCCCGACCGUCUUUGAAGCCGAGGUCCAGACAGACCCCACGUUACAGAUAUACAGGGAUAGAGUAAGUAAUGAUCAGGCCGGGCUGGAGGGGGAGCGGUACAUUUGCGAGAAAAAGCUAUUGUACAGGAUAGCCGAGAGGGUGAUAGGGGGCUCUGUCACAGUGAAGACCAAGCAGUUGGUAGUUCCCCAAAAAUAUAGACCGGAGCUGUUGAGGAUAGUUCACGAUAUUCCCCUCUCUGGGCAUUUAGGUAUGACCCGUACCCGGUACCGGCUGACACACGCCUUUUUCUGGCCGGGAAUUUCCAAGGAUGUGAGGCACUACUGUACCUCCUGCGACGUGUGUCAGCGGGUAGGUAAGAGGGGGGACCGCCACAAAGCGAAACUGUGCCCCCUUCCCUUCACUGAGGAGCCUUUUAGCUGUGUAUCCGUAGACAUAGUGGGGCCGCUACCCAAGCCUAGCCCCUCUGGGAAGCGGUAUAUCCUAACCGUGGUGGACUACACCACCCGGUACCCGGAAGCUAUCGCCCUAUCUAAUAUACACGCUGAAACAGUAGCGGAGGCCCUGAUGAAAAUCUUCUCUAGGGUAGGAUUUCCUCAGGAGAUAAUCUCUGAUAGAGGGACCCAAUUUACAGCCGAGGUCACUCAGCAAUUAUGGAAGGUAUGUGGCAUUAAGCCAAUCGUAAACUCCGCUUACCAUCCCCAAUCCAACGGAUUAUGUGAAAGAUUCAACGGUACCCUAAAACAGAUGCUCCGUACGUUCGGAGAGACCCAUAAGGACUGGGAACGAUUCCUUCCCCAUUUGUUGUUUGCUUAUAGAGAAGUACCUCAGGAAUCUACCGGCUUUUCUCCAUUUGAGCUGUUGUUUGGGAGACGGGUACGGGGACCGUUGGACCUGAUUAGAGAGCAUUGGGAGGGAGAGAGUAGUGCAGAUGGAACCCCUAUUGUGCCAUAUGUGCUGGCGUUCAGGGACUGCCUGAAGUAAUUGACCCAGACAGUACGAGCUAAGGAAGUCAUAUUUCAAUUACUACAAAUGUAGUAUUUUGAGUUGUUUGGUGUAGCCACUUUAGAAUGGCUAGCGUAAACAGGGACAGGCCAAGGUCAGGGGAAUCCAGAAGUCAGAGUAGUCAGUAAAACAAGCCAAUGGGUCUGUACAGGCAGCUAACAAAGCGUAGUCAGGACAAGCCAAGGUCAGAAAUCCAAAGAAAUCAAGCAAACAAACUGCCAAAGUCCCAUACAGAGUGAUUCAGAAGUUCAGCUCUGUAUGGUAGACUUUGAAACAGUCUGUUAUGCAGAGGGCGGGUAGAGAUGGGCAGGUUGGGCAAUAAUAACUGGAGUCCUUUCGGACUCCUUUCUUGUAGCAAACACAGCACUUUCUUUGGGGAGCUUUUUUACUGGAGGUGGGUGGGAUUCGGGAAGGGAAGUGUUUGCCACAAAGCUGGGUAAAUAACAUACGGGACAAAAGGCUCAGCGUGAAUUCUAGGAAAGGGCAGGGCUUACCUAUGACCUCUUUUUUAAAGAGGACAUAGGCAUUGAAAAUUGCAAUCUGGCUCACGUAGAUUGCAAUUUUCUUGUACCAGGUCCUAGUUUUUCGGUUCAACAGAUAGGACUGUAUGCAUUGGUCAGCCAAGUCUACUCCCCCCAUAAACUUGCUGUAGUCUACAAUGCUCUUCAGCUUUUCCAGAUGCGCAGUGCUACCUGUGACGGAACCUUCCGUUAAUGGACGCUUCCUAGCAUUGCGCCGAGGACCACAAGCACCGCACUGGACACACAACCACCACAGACUCCACAACCGCCGUAGCUUAACUGGAGUCUCGCCGUCUUCUGUCCACCCUUGAUCAGCUUCUGUCCUCCAGGACCGUGUGGGGAAGACCUCUCCUCCAGGAGAGCGUAACAGGAACAGCUCUUAAAAGAGCUAAGUGAUUAAAAGCUAAAGGGAGUAUGCAGAGCAUAGCAAUCCCCAGUGUGAUUAUAGCAGUUCCCUCCACUAACGAGACAAGGCUACGUAUUGAGGGUCAAGAAGAUCUGUAUUACCUGGCACCAAAGGGCCUUCUUUUAUGCAGUUUUUUCUUACAUAGGACCACCCACAGGGUUUUACAGAACAACCAAUAACACACGUACAUUACAGAAAACACUCCCAGCAAUUACCCACAAAAUCCUCCCCUCUAAUUAUGGUACACAAUGCUUAAAGGACCACUAUAGUGCCAGGAAAACAUACUCGUUUUCCUGGCACUAUAGUGCCCUGAGGGUACCCCCACCCUCAGGGACCCCCUCCCGCCGGGCUCUGGGGAGAGGAAGGGGUUAAACGUAACACUUUCUCCAGCGCCGGACGGGGAGCUCUCCUCCUCCUCUUCGGCUGAAUGCGCAUGCGCGGUAGGAGCUGCGCGCGCAUUCAGCCAGUCUCAUAGGAAAGCAUUCAUAAUGCUUUCCUAUGGACGCUUGCGUCUAGCGGCUGUCGGCUGUUUCAAUUUAUAAAUUUAGCAGUUUCUCUGAAACUGAUAUGUUUAUAAAAAAAAGGGUUAACCCUAGCUGGACCAGGCACCCAGACCACUUCAUUAAGCUGAAGUGGUCUAGGUGCCUAUAAUGGUCCAUUAACAUAAUUAACACAGGCAGGAAAAAUACAGUUUUUAUACAUGUACUAUAACUUUAAAAAUGUACGUCCAAUCUUUAUACAUACAUAUUCAGAAUCAGCACACUUUAAAUAUAAACACUCAAAAAUCAGACAAAUCCAUCCAGUAGAUAAAAAGGUAGCCGGAAGUCCUUUAUGACCGACCACGAGCACAUUUUCCUGCCCAAAACUGUUCCAUAGAUUUGGGCUGCGCGGUCGGUCUACUUCAGGCUGAAUGGGACUUAGUCUCUGCAGCUGAAAGUUCAGCAUGGGAGAAGGUACAGGUCAGCGGUGUUCGCGGAAAUGUGCAGCCGAUUUUAGUUCCAUGAAUUUGGCUGCACACACCGCUGACCGUAUUUGAAUGAAUAAAGAUGGCGCCGCCACGUGUUCGUUUGCGCGAACAGCGGCCACCCAGCGUUCGGCAAUUUACCUACAGCAGGCUCCCAACCUGGGAGGUAAAUUGCCUGCACACUUCCACUUCUGGCUGGUCCGCCUGUGUGGUACUUGGUUCAGUAAGCCCCAUUUACUGAACCAAGUGGGAAAUAGCCAGGAACAAAGGGAUUUAACCAGGUCGCCAGGAUGCGUUGCUUGCUCCAGUAGGACCUGAUACUGGGCUUUUAAACUAUACCCAUCAUUAGGGUUAAAGCCCAAAACCGCUUCAUCUCUGCGACAUCCAUGGGUCUCCACACAGUCAUGCGACUAUAAUGGAUGUGCAGAGAGAUACUGCAUGGCAAACAAAUUUGUUUGCUGAGCCAUGAGCUCAAAUACAUCGUCCGACAUAAAGAUCUCAAAUAAACGAAUUGGCUCGCAGUCGUACACUGUUACAGUGAUGCCAGGUGUAACAGUGAACAGCUGUAUUUCUGGGGCCUUCAUGUUUGGAGGCACCAAGUCUACGUCUGGCAUUGGGCUUGCUGAGCGUCCUCUUGUGAGUGGUGGAGGGGCACCAUCACUUGAGAUCACACUCAGAGGCUCAAUGUCAGAGGCAGUGAUAGUGUCACUGUCUUGCAGAGUGUCACUAUCACUGCCUGCCAGAAUGGCAUACGCCUCCUCAGCUGAGUAGUGACGUGCCAUUCUAGGGGGACAAAUUAAUUUAUAUACUAAGGGGGUAAUUAAUUAUAAUCUGCCUGCCUAACACCUACUACCCGCCUUCAAAAAAUAAUAUAAAUGUACUGAUCACAGUAUAGGCAGCUGCAAUCAGUACUGAAAGGGUUAUUUCUAUUUUUUCAUCUAUAAAAAUAACCCUAAAAAAAGGUCAGUCUGAUCAGAGAGCCCUCUGAUCACAGUGAUCACUGAUACAGUACUGUACUGCAGAUAUACUGUACAGUACAGUGAUCAUGGCAGCGGUGAAAGGGUUAAGGGAGAUUUGGGUUGCUGCGACUGACACAAAGGGUCAAAAAAAAUUACACACCCCAAAAAAUUAAAUAUAGUACAAAAGUACUAAAUGCCCUAAUCAGUCUGAUGACAGUAAUAUGCUGUGAUCAGCACUGACAGGGUUAAAUAAAAUAAUUAAAAAAUUUUUUUUUAUAAAGUAUUAAAACUUUUUUCUUCACAGGAUCAGCUCAACAACAAUCUCUCUGCCUCUCUCUCUCAGAUCGAAGUGAGGGGCAGAGACAAUGUGUCAGCCAGUGAUUUAUGAUCAUUGGCUGACACAUACUAACAGUAACUGGCUGUCACUGUGAUAACCUCCUACAGAUCGGGGUAAUUGGCCACAGGGGGAGUGCCUGGGUGGUACAGACAUGCCCCCCACCGUGAUCUGUAGGGGGCUAAUGGCUGCAGUUACAUGUGUCAGCCAAUUUCAAAUCGGCUGACACAUGGUAAAUACCGAUCGCAGUGACAGCCUGUCACUGCGAUUGGAAGCUACAGACUGCGGUCUCCGGGGGCCAGGCAUGCCCCCCGACCACGAUCUGCAACGGGGUAAUGGCGCCAGCCACGUGGGCGGCAAGAACGGCUAGGACAUUCUAUGCCCUUAUGCCGCCCGCCGUCCUUAAGGGUUUUAAAAAUAUAUACGUGUGAAGGGCUAUUCAGGGAUUCCUGACAGAUUUCAGUGUUACAAUGUAACUUGUGUUAAUUUAGAAAAAAAAUGGUUUGGAAAUAGCAAAAUGCUACUUGUACUUAUUGCCCUAUAACUUUCCAAAAAAAGCUAAAAACAUGCUAACAUUGGGCAUUUCUAAAUUCAGGACAAAAUGUAGAAACUAUUUAACACCUAUUUAGGUGUUUUUUGGCAGUUGUAGAUGCGUAACAUUUUGGGGGUCAAACUUAGAAAAAGUGUGGGUUUUUUUAUAGUAAAUUAUAUGAUAUGAUGAAAAUAAUGGUAUCUGUAGAAAGACCAUUUAAUGGCGAGAAGAACGGUAUAUAAUAUGUGUGGGUACAGUAAAUGAGUAAGAGAAAAAUUACAGCUAAACACAAACACCGCAGAAAUUUAAACACAGCCCUGGUCCUUAACAGUAAGAAAAAUGAAUAACAGCCUGGUCAGUAAGGGGUUAAACUGAGUGAAUAGGUCCCUAUUCUCAAUACAAAGCUGACACAACAGGUUGCUUUUUCCAUCAGUUACUCAGUAGGAGCCAUGGGAACAGCUGCAGGGCUCUAAACACUGCACUGUCCAACCAGCGAGGCUGCUAAUAGACACACUGGCUCUCACUACAGGUAAACAAUGACAGAUUACUAAGGCUGUAAACACAAGGCCAGGACAUGCCCCGCUGUCGCUAUGGUUACGAUCCUCCAAGCCAGCCGCGCGGCGCUUCUCCAGCACGAGCCAGAAAGUCACCAGGAAGAGCAGCCCACUGACACCAUGACGUCAUCCACAUCGCCCCUCCUACUUUGCGCAGCCAGCUGUUACCAGGGAGACGAGUCACACACGGAGCGGGGAAGCUGGGCAGGUUUGUACGUCAUGUGACACCGGUGGGAAAGACAGAACCUCAGAGACCAGGUGAGAGCCCACAUACAGGAUGGCAUAUUGUAUAGCGUUAUAGGGGCUGGCUGAGAGUGAUUAUACAGCAUGGCACAGUGCAUAGAGUUAUAGGGUCUGGCUGAGAGUGAUUAUACAGCAUGGCACAAGGUAUAGAGUUAUAGGGGCUGGCUGAGAGUGAUUAUACAGCAUGGCACAGUGUAUCGAGUUAUAGGGGCUGGCUGUGAGUGAUUAUACAGUAUGGCACAGUGUAUCGAGUUAUAGGGGCUGGCUGAGAGUGAUUAUACAGUAUGGCACAGUGUAUCGAGUUAUAGGGGCUGGCUGUGAGUGAUUAUACAGCAUGGCACAGUGUAUAGAGUUAUAGGGGCUGGCUGUGAGUGAUUAUACAGCAUGGCACAGUGUAUAGAGUUAUAGGGGCUGGCUGUGAGUGAUUAUACAGCAUGGCACAGUGUAUCGAGUUAUAGGGGCUGGCUGUGAGUGAUUAUACAGCAUGGCACAGUGUAUAGAGUUAUAGGGGCUGGCUGUGAGUGAUUAUACAGCAUGGCACAGUGUAUCGAGUUAUAGGGGCUGGCUGUGAGUGAUUAUACAGCAUGGCACAGUGUAUAGAGUUAUAGGGGCUGGCUGUGAGUGAUUAUACAGCAUGGCACACAGUGUAUCGAGUUAUAGGGGCUGGCUGUGAGUGAUUAUACAGCAUGGCACAGUGUAUAGAGUUAUAGGGGCUGGCUGUGAGUGAUUAUACAGCAUGGCACAGUGUAUCGAGUUAUAGGGGCUGGCUGUGAGUGAUUAUACAGCAUGGCACAGUGUAUAGAGUUAUAGGGGCUGGCUGUGAGUGAUUAUACAGCAUGGCACAGUGUAUAGAGUUAUAGGGGCUGGCUGUGAGUGAUUAUACAGCAUGGCACAGUGUAUAGAGUUAUAGGGGCUGGCUGUGAGUGAUUAUACAGCAUGGCACAGUGUAUAGAGUUAUAGGGGCUGGCUGUGAGUGAUUAUACAGCAUGGCACAGUGUAUAGAGUUAUAGGGGCUGGCUGUGAGUGAUUAUACAGCAUGGCACAGUGUAUAGAGUUAUAGGGGCUGGCUGUGAGUGAUUAUACACAUGGCACAGUGUAUCGAGUUAUAGGGGCUGGCUGUGAGUGAUUAUACAGCAUGGCACAGUGUAUAGAGUUAUAGGGGCUGGCUGUGAGUGAUUAUACAACAUGGCACAAGGUAUAGCGUUAUAGGGGCUGGUAGAGUGAGAUUAUAGAGGUGGUGCAAUCCAGAAGUAUAGUUGCUGGCUAUAGGUGGAAACAAUGUAUAGAUUUAUAUGGGCUGGCUGACUGUGUGUAUGUGAGAUGACACAGGUGGAAACAAGGUAUAGAUUUAUUAGGACUGGCUGGCUGUGUGUGAUAAUACAGGAUGGCACAAUGGAUAAAAUUAAUAGGACUGUCUGUGUGUGAUUAUAAAACAGACAUAGGGUGAUUACACUGUACAAUGUAUAAACUAAUUGGGAAUUAAUAUAAGAGCAAGGCAAAGGUGUUUAUAAGCGAUUUAUACAGUGAAUAGUUGUAUAAAUGGUAACCAUUGCAUUGUGUUUAUCAUACAGAAAUGAUAAAUUAGUUAUCCUGUUCUUUAUUGUUCUCCAUCUGCUAAAUAUAUUUUAAAAAGCUUUCUAUUUUAGCAUAAUGUGUUAGAAUUUUUAAUGAAGUAUUGUAUAUGCAAUUUUAGUUUUUAGGGAGAACCAGGAGCUAUUUAUCGAAAUAAAUAUCUUUCUCCUGCAAUGUAGUUAAAGGGCAGUUCAUAUAGUAGUGGUCGCUGUAUGAAUCAUGCUUAUCAUAUUAUUGGGAAUGCACUCCUGAGUAACAGAUGCUUUCUCCUGCUGUUGACAUAAAAAGAACACUUAAUUUAAAAAAAACAACAACAAAAAACAAAUUGUAGUUAUUCACUAGUGAGAAUUGCUGGGAAUUCAGAGUGAAUUUCAAAUUUUAGGCCAAAGUAGUCGAAAUGGAAAAAAAAUCUCCCAGUUAGUUAUACUUCCAUUUCGCCUUCGUUGACAAAUUUGAAAUUCACUUUAAAAUAUUUACAAUUCUCAUUUUAGUAAAUAACCUGUUAGAUUAUGUACUCCGCAAAAAACAUACAUUUAAUAUUUUUUGAGAGGACUGUAAGAAAAAGGAAAUUUACAUUAGUUGGAGAACCAGUUGUUAAUUCAGAAACCUUGCGGACAAAUUGCUCAUGUGCGUGGGUAGCCUACAGGGCCGGACUGGGGAUACAAAGCAGCCCUGGAAAAAAAUUUGUGCCAGCCCCAUAAGUCACUGCGCCAUAUAUUUUCGCGUGUAAUAUGUAAGACUAUGUCUUGCCAGGACAGAUGAUUGAGUUAUAUAUAUAUAUAUAUAUAUAUAUAUAUAUAUAGCUUUUUCUAAUAUAAAAUAUUGGUCCUUUCAGGGUAAAACGUUUAAUUAUACAGUAAGCAUACUCACAUGCAGACACAGGCAAUUUCACUGACAUCUCAAUGACACACACAAGCUCAUUGAUACACAGCCUCAUAGACCAACAAUCUUACUGAUAUACAUCAGCUCAUUGACAUAAAAACAGAAGCUCACUCACUAGCAGGCACACGCAUGCAAGCAAGCUCACUCACUAGCAGACGCACACACACAGCUUAAUGUGGUGGUACUGGUGUCUAUAGCAUGUCCCUACAGGCUUUUCAAUGUAAACACUGACUUUUCAGAGAAAAGGCAGUGUUUACAUUGCUUCAAAGUGACACUGCUAGUGACAGUCACUCAGACGGUCACCAGAGGUGCUUCCUGUUUUAGUGCACCUACAUUCAGGGCCUCCACACUCUGUAGGUGCUGAACGUUCCCCAUAGAGACACAUUGAUUCAAUGCAUCUCUAUGAGGAGAUGCUGAUUGGAGUGGCGUUUUGCAGCCAAUCCUAUGGCAAAGCAUUGGAUUGGCUGAGAUCAUGAAGUUUGAUGAUCUCAGCUAUAGAGGCAGGGCCAGUCGAGGGGAGACCAGCACGCUGCGUGGCGAAAAAAAAAAAGGUGAGCAAAAACACUAUUUUUAAACACACACACACCAUGACAGACUAUGACACAGACAAACACACACCAUGGGACAGACACACACACACACACACCCCAUGACUGACAGACAGACACACACCCCAUGACGGACAGACAGACACACACCCCAUGACGGACAGACAGACACACACACACACCCCAUGACGGACAGACAGACACACACACACACCUCAUGAUGGACAGACAGACACACACACCCGAUGACGGACAGAGCCACACACACACACCCCAUGACGGACAGACAGACACACACACACACCCCAUGAGGACAGACACACACACACACACCCCAUGACGACAGAGCCAGACACACACACACACCCCAUGACGGACAGAGACACACACACACACCCCAUGACGGACAGACACACACACACACCAUACAGACAGACAGACACCAUGACACAGACAGACACACACACACACACCAUACAGACAGACACCAUGACACAGACAGACACAUACACACCAUACAUACAGACACACACACACACACACACACCAUACAUACAGACACCAUGACAGACAGACAGACACACCAUACAUACAGACAGACACCAUGACACAGACAGACAGACACACCAUACAUACAGACAGACACACACACACACCAUACAGACACCAUAACACAGACACACACACCAUACAGACAGACACCAUAACACAGACAGACACACACCAUACAUACAGACACCAUGACACAGACAGACACACACACCAUACAGACAGACACCAUAACACAGACAGACAGACACACCAUACAGACAGACACACACACACCAUACAGACACCAUAACACAGACACACACCCCAUACAGACAGACAGACAGACACACCAUACAGACAGACACACACACACACACCAGACAGACAGACACCAUGACACAGACAGACAGACACAUUACUAAUACCUGCCAGGGGGAGGUUUUCUGGGGGCCGCUGGGGGACUUGUCCUGGCGGCCGCUGGGGGAGCUGCGCUGGCUCUGCUCUCCCGCCCUCGCGCGCUGCUGAAUGAGACCGGUGCCGGAAUAUGACGUCAUAUUCCGGCGCCGGUCUCAUUCAGCUGUGCGCUGCUCUCCCGCCCUCGCGCGCUGCUGAAUGAGACCGGCGCCGGAAUAUGACGUCAUAUUCCGGCACCGGUCUCAUUCAGCUGUGCGCUGGGGAGCAGAGCCAGCGCAGCUCCCCCAGCGGCCGCCAGAAGCCCCCAGAUAACCUCCCCAGCGGCCGCCAGCAGACCCAGGGGUCUGCCCGGCCCCAGGUGCCGACAGCCCACCGGGAAAUUUCCCGGUAUCCCGGUGGGCCAGUCCGGCCCUGGUAGCCUAUCAUGCAAUUCUCCUUGCGCUUUAUUACAACUCAUUUAUAGGUAUAUGAAUUACAAACACCAAAACUGGUACAGCCCAUCACUUACACUUUGAAGUAUACUUAGUAAAAGCAGGAAAUCUUGUUGUGGGGACAAACUAAGGACUUUUACAAAAGUGACAAUCUCACUGUUAUAAAAUAAUCCUGGGAGACCUAAUGUCAAUUCUGUGCAUAAAAAAAUAUCUGUCAUCAGCACGCACUGCACGCUGCCAACAGACAUGAAAAUUUUGCGUAUGCAAGGAGAAGAAAGCUCACCCCUCCCACCCUCGCUCUCACCUCCCUCCAUGCAAAUUGAUAUAAAAAAACAAAACCUCCAUCCCUACUCUCCAUCUGUUUAGCUCCCUCCCCUUGCCAGCAUGGAACGAGUGGAUACACUCUGAGCCAGAGAAAAAGUCCAGUUACAGGCUUCCUUAUGAGAAGCCUGUGAUUGGACUGCACAUCGCCCCGGUGAAGCCGGAGGGGUCUGCGAAGGAGCAUUAAAAGGGUUGUCUUGCAGGAUUCUUCAUUGCUAAUUAGUUAAUAUAUACACCUUCUUCUGAAUUCUACAUACUACGGGGCUAUCCUUUUCAUGUACUGCCCAUUAAUAUAUAUGCAUGAUAUGUGUCCCUGAAAAACAUAGUGGAUAUGGUAACCCUACCUGUAAAGAACUUCAGAAAACUAAAGUGCAUUAGGUGCGUGGAGUGUACCUUUUAAUUAAAGGGACACUUCAGCCCAGUAAAGCACUUUAACUUGCCAAAGUGCUUUAUCUGUAAAUAGUGUGUUAUCUUUUAUUAUUACAAAAGUGAAGAGUUCAAUAGAAAUGUAUACUUUUAUAAAUUAACCUUGUUACACCCCCAGGCUGUCAUUCAGGCAACCGGUUCUGUUACUUCUGGUUGUUUAACUCUGGCGUAGAACAAGUCACAGUAGUUGUAAAUGGUGGUGGUUGUCUGCAAGUGUGAAUCCCAUUAAAGUCAGGUAGCCUUGGACAUGUACAUUGAUAAUAUACUAAGAUUGACAGACCCUGUGUUGCCAAAAUUUCAAUUCCUGCACAUUACUGCCUCAGUGACAGCCCACUUACCAUAUGUCUUGAUUUUAGAAGCACAGUCAAUGUCUGCAUUAUUCAGUAGGAUUGGAAGCCAGUGAAGCCUCGCACAAAAUCUGUACUCAAGCUGCUCCUCUAGCAUGUAAGCUUGUUUGAGCAAGGUCCUCAACCCCAUCUGUUCCCGUGCGUCUAACUUGUCUGUAAGUCCAACCAUUGUACAGUGUUUUGGAAUCUGUUGGCGCUAUAUAAAUAAUAAUAGUGUACUUCACUUAAAGAGGAACCAUCACGCCUCGGAAUUCCAAUAUUAUCAGAGUUAUUCUCUAAAGUGAGAAUACAAAGGGAAUUUAAAAUUUAAUGCCAAACUAUCCGAAAUGAAAAUCUUCUCUAAGUUAGUUAUGUUUCCAGUUUUGACUACUUUGGCUUUAAAUUGGAAAUGCACUUUACAUUCUCACUUUAGUGAAUAAUCCUGUAACAGUUUGGAAAGUCUGAAAAUAUUAAACAUUGACAUCCAAACCGCUUUAUCCUGGAGUGAGUGCCUCUAUCUUGUGUCUGUCAGUCUUUGUCAUAAAGCUAUUUAAUUUAUUUUAUUAUUUUUUUCACAAAUUGAUUGUUUGGAUUACAUAUAAUUUGCAGAUGGGAAGUGAUCACAAUUUGCUCCUUCAAAUGAUCUGCAAAUCAAUGUUGGCAACUUAAUAAAUUAAGUGCACAUUGACAAUUUCUGGAUUUCUGUCUGUGAGUCAGACACUAUAAUCACCCAGACCACUUCAUCUUAUUGAAGUGGUCUGGGUGCAGUGACCCUGUCCCCUUUAGCCCUGCAAUGUAAAACAUUAGUGUUUUAGAGAAACUGCAAUGUUUACAUUGCAGUACUAAGACUGCAGCGCUUCCUGGAGUUUCAUGGAGUUAGACUCUGUCAAUCGAUCUUGGACAUCCUCAUGCUACAUGAGGCCUUCCAGCUUCAGAUAAAACACCAUGGGAAAGCACUGAGGCAGUGCUGUCCUAUAGGUAAGGACUAAUGAGCGACAUCGGAUGACAUCGGAGGAGGCAGAUGGCGACCCAGCGCCGAGGUACAUUGGUGCUAAAAUCAGGGGGGUGAAUAAACGGUUAUUUAAAGGGUCAGGAAUCCUUGUUUGACGUCACCGGCGCCGAAUGCGCAUGCACGGUACUGCCGCGCGCGCAUUCAAAGUGUCCGCAGGAAAGCAUUUUUCAAUGCUUUCCUAUGGACGCUCUGCGUGAUUGAGGCAUAAUAUGCCUCAGUCAUUGCCGAUGCGCCUCUAGUGGCUGUCCGGAAGACAGCCACUAGAGGCUAGCUUAACCCCAGAUGUAAACAUAGCAGUUUCUCAGAAACUGUUAUGUUUACAUCAGGCAAGGUUAACCUUAGAGGGACCUGACACCCAGACCACUUCAUUGAGCUGAAGUGGUCUGGGUGCCUAAAGUGUCCCUUUAACCCAUUACAACAUGAGGGCGGGGGCAUUUGGGCUGUGGAACACAUUGGUAUUAGGAAUACAUCUUUGUAUUCCUAACACUAAAAUGUUUCUUUAAGUACUGGCUGUAAUUCAUUGCCUUCUUAAAAUAUUAUAUGGUUUUAUGUUAUUGUAGAGAAAUGGUUCUUCAAUUCUACCCCAUAUACAUUAAAUUCACAAAUUCAAGUCUGGUACGACUUAACUAAAUCACUCUUGAAAAUGUCAACAAUAAAAAGCGAUAUUAUCUUAUGCUUUAUUGACGCAGAAGACGACCGUUCAUAAAGAGCAGCUUGAAAUUAGUUGACAUCGCCAUCCCUUUUGCUGUUUUAGUUUACAUUCAGAUGUCAUUUCUAUGAAAGGGACAGUAAAUAUAAAAGAAAAUCAACCAGAGAGCUUUACCUCAUUAUGCAUGGUGCCUUACCUCUCGCUGUUUGGCUGGAACUUGUCACCACUAAACAGUGCAAGGCACAUGUGCAACUAAACACACUUGUGUCUGUAUCUUUUGAAGCAGCUGGACAGUCCAAAUGAUAUGUUUUUCUAUGUCUGCCUGAGGAUAUAGUGGAAACAUAUUUGACUUUGACAAUUUUUCCAGUUAUGCUAUUAUGGUCUUAAAUUUGAAAUUCACAUUGAAUUGGGACAGCUCUGUGUUUUAUUUGUUUUAUAAUUCUUUGUCCGGCCAUUUGACAUAAACUUUGGAUAUAUCACACUGCACCAUACCCAGUAAAACAAACUAUCAUGAUAAUGGUCCUUAGUAUGCCCUUUUAAUGUGCAUUCUUGGUUCAGCAUCACUGUUCUGUGAACGUGUCAUAAAGGGCAGAAUAUGAAUUACACUCAAAUUAUAUAUAUAUAUAAAAAAUAAAACGUUACCAAGGACAGGACUCCUCUUAGAAUGCAGAAUGCUUAAUUACAAUAUUUUCUAUUGGUCUUGAAAUGUCCUCUAACUGUUUCCUGGGUAAUUAAUCUCUAAUCUUAUAUAAGGCGAUUAGCUUUUAGUCACUAAAACCAUGCAGCAGUCUGUUCACAAUUGGAUUUUCCUAUCUUAUUUUAGACUUCACAGAUAUGUUGAAUUAUUUCAGCUGUCUGGAUUCGAAUUACCUCUAUGCUGGGAAUUAUUGUUAAUUAGAUACUUAAGAGGUUCAUUUUCCAGACAAUAUAUUUUUGGGGAAUUGACAACUAAACUGUAAUAGUUACACUAAAACAACAAAGUUUUUCUCCAAAAACGCAACCAUAGCUAUUUGAUAAGUUGACUAUUGUGCAGUUUAGUUGGAGCAAUCUGAAUAAAAUGGUGACACUUGCCGUUGCAUAACUCCCAAUAGUCUAAAGAUGUGCUAGCAAUGCGCUUGAUAGGGACUUAGUCUCUGGUAUCUCUUGAACCUGGAGAGCAAACCCAGGAAGAAGAGACAGGAGCCCAAGGGACAGGACUCAGGGCUGUUGGGAGAUAUGUGAUUGAAACUGUAACACUCACUGAAUUCAGACAGACUUGGACAUUAAUAACCUGGUUUUGCCCAAAUUUAGGAGGACCAUGCAUUUUCUUCCAGAUCAUUAAAUAGAAUAAUUGAACUGGUAAUAUCACCAUCUAUUCAGUACAGGAUUGUGAAAACUUGAUCUGCCCAUUUGUGCAUGUGUGUUUUUAAACAUGUGUAUAUAAAUGUUCCUUGCCAAUUUUAGGUACUAUGUGUCAUAUUGCCUGACCGGGCCCGGUUGGCGUAAUCGCGUUUCCGCGCCUGAACAGCGCUGACAAAUAGAUAAUAAACUUAUCUCUUGCUGGGUGUCCCUAUGCUACAUGGCUGGAAGUCGCGCUGGCAUUUCCAUGGAUGCCGGCUGCUUCCACAAGCAGCGAUUUAAAGUCAGACACAAAUUGCACGCACGUUUUGGCGUCACCAGGUCCCAUCAACCAAUGGGAACCCUACUUAGGCUAUUUAAACUCACUUCACCAAUUGUUUGAUGCCCUGUCGUGGUUUCCAUUUUGUGGUAAAUCCGCGUUUAUUUCUUGUAUUUUCUGGCAUUUUGACCACGGCUUAUCUUUGACUAUUCUCCCUUCUGAUUGUCCUUGACCUUUGGCUUUUCCAUACAUUUAUUGUAAAUUCUGUAUCCCUGACCUCGGCUUGUCUUGUACUAUUCUUGGUGCGCUUAAUCCGGCCAUUCUAAGGUCUGGUAAUACACUUGUUGUUCUUUUAGUAUUUGCUUUUCUUAUAUUUUCCAGUCUGUACGUGACACCAUGGUGCUUCUCCACCUCUUAAAGUAUUGUUGUUAACCAUGAACAUAGUGCAUGUGUUUGUUUUAUAUGUGAGAGUGUUUUAUCUCUUUAUACUGUAUUGUCAUUUUAAUUGAGUCACCCCACUAUUUGUUACAGUAGUGUUUGUUUUAUGAGUUCAUUGACAACCAUUUAGAAAUUUAACUUUGUGUGCUAUUUAGAGAGUUUAGCUGUCGGGAAUGUCCAGGCGCUCCUAUUACAUUUGUGGCAUUUUAAAAUAUAAUGGCAACGAUAAUUAAAGAUAAUGUGGACCUCAGGUAUCACUGGAUAGCAGCAUUGACAAGAUAUCAUCAUAUGCUGUAACUUUGAACUGCCUGUGUAGCUGCACUUAACUGUAACCCAAGUUAGCACAAGUAGGUCACAACAAGUAACAAAAGUUGAAAGUGGAUUACAUUUUAAGGUGUUCUGGGCAGCGUUGCAGAUUAUUGUGCAAUAUCAAGCUUCCUUGUAGCCACUUUGAACAAAGGUAACUAAUCAACUAACAUAAGUGCACACCAUCAGGGGAUAUACAGUUGUAAAUCAAAAGGAUUCAACCCCAUUUAAAAUCGGAUUUAUUGUCAAAAUGUAUAGACUUUCAGCUGUUGACACAUCCCGAAUUUUGACUUUCUUUUGUCAGCUCUUGUCUUUUAGGGUAUCCAUUCUGGCAGCAAGUAGGGGGAAUCUUGCAGGUGCUGUAUUUAUUCCCCUUGAGUCAUCAUGCCUUGCCUCAGGUCAGCAGUGUCCUCCUCAUAUGCUCGGAGGCGUUCUGUGUCUGCUUGUAAUUCAGUUUUUACCAGAUUGAUUUCUGCAAAGAACAUGUCCUGGAAGUGUGCCAGUAAGUUGUGUAUGUCCUGCUUUACAGGGCCGGACUGGCCCACCGGGAUACCGGGAAAUUUCCGCGGCACCUGGGGCUGGGCUGACAGCCCUAUUCAUCAGUGAUAAGGCUCCUGCAAUCCCGGCCGGCCAUGUGCGAGCUGUGCGGCCGCACAGGGCCCUAUGGGAGCAGGGGGAGCCAGGCGGCCGGCACACAUGGCUGGCCGGGAUAAAAAUAAAUAAAUUAUAUAUAAUAUAUAUAUAUAUAUAUUGGGGGGGGCGGAGCUUAGUGGGCGGCAGAGGCCCUGGUAACUGCAGCAUCUGAAGCAGGAAGGAGUCCCUGCUUCCCCAACAACCAGUCUCCACUCUCCAGGAGCUGCAAGGUAUGUGGAGGUAAGAAGCAGGUCAGUGUGUAUGUGACUGCCUGCCUGUGAGUGUGUGACUGCCUGUGUGUGUGUGUGACUGCCUGCAUGCCUGUGUGUGACUGCCUGCCUGUGUGUGUGUGACUGCCUGCCUGUGUGUGUGUGUGUGUGUGUGUGACUGUCUACCUGUGUGUGUGACUGUCUGCCUCUGUGUGUGUGGAUUUCUUUGUGUGUGUGCAUCUGCUAGUGAGUGAGUGAGCUUCUGUAUGUGUGUGUGUGUGUGUGUGUGUGUGUGUGUGCGCGCAACUGUUAGUGAGUGAGCUUCUAUGUGUGUGUGCAUCUGCUCGUGAGGGAGCCUCUGUGUGUGUACGCCUGCUAGUGAGUUUGUGUGUGUGUGUCUGUUAGUGAGUGAGCUUGUAUGUGUGUCAGUGAGCUUGUCUGUAGGGAUCCUGUGUGUGUGUGUGUUAGUGAGCUUGUCUGUAGGUAACUGGAUGUGUCUGAGCCUGUCUGUGGUGAGCAUUUGUGUGCAGUGUGCUUGUCUGUAGUAAGCAUGUGUGUGAUCGUGAGCUUGUCUGUAGUGACCAUAUGUGUGUCAGUGAGCUUGUCUGUUGAGAGCAUGUGUGUGUCAGUGAGCUUGUCUGUAGUGAAUCUGUGUGUUAGUGAGCUAUUCUGUAGGGAGCAUGUGUGUGUCAAUGGGCUUGUCUGUAGGGAGAGUGUGUGCACAUCAGUGAGCUUGUCUGUAGUGCGUGUGUGUGUGUGACAGUGAGCUUGUCUGUAGUAAGCUUGUGUGUGUAUCAGAGUUUGUCUGUACUAAAUUUGUGUGUGUACCAGUAACCUGGUUUGUGUGUGUCAUUGAGAUUGUCUGUCAAUGAGCCUAUUUGUGUGCAUCAGUAAGAUUGUCUGUGUCUGCAUGUGUGUAUGCUUUACUGUUUAAUUAAAUUAUCUAACACACACUACAUGUGCUUAUGGGGCUGGCAAAGAUUUUUUUCCAGGGCUGCUUCGUAUCCCCAUUUGGGCCCUGCUGCUUUGUCCAAGGUGUUUAUGUUCCAAGCGCAGCCCGGGCUUCGUCUGUAGGUGCUUUCUCCCGUACCAUGCUGGGAGUUGUCUCAGGCUGGUGUGGCGAUGUCCCCCGGGUGCGUGGAGUCGAGGACAGCAUCUGGCCAAUAUCAUGGUUUGAGAGAGUUGCUGUCGUCGCCUGCUUCUGGGAUUUGCAGCCUUUCAUGUGUUCCGUUGGUUCCAUAGGUGGGCUGGCUGUAAGUGGUGCCGGGUCAAAGUCGUCUCCGUCCCAGAGGUUAAUGUGCGGCAGCCACGGGAUUCCCGCGCGGUAGGCCUGAGGUACUCUGCGCCCGAUUUUGGUGCCUCCCGUGCAUAAAAAAAGGCAUCCACGGGACCCGUGUGUUAUCCCCAGCACUGCUAUCACUGUUAGGGCCCUGGAUGUCGGGCAGUUCGUGAGUUUGGGGCAAUAAUUUGCUUCAGUGGCGGGAGCUGGGGGAGAUUGCAUCUGCUCCUCCCCAUUUGCUGUUAUGAGGAGCUGCAAAUGAGUUGCAUAGCCAGGCACCAGCUUCUGGCAGCUUUCCUGACUAAUCUUACUCAUGAGCAAAGGCCUCCAGUUUGGUAAUAUUCUUAGCUUUGAGUGCUACAACUGCCUUCUUCAAAUCCCACCAGAGAUUUUCUCUGGGGUUCAAGUCACGUGACUGUGAUGGCCACAGUAGAAUUUUCCAGGAUUUCUUCUGCAAUCAAGUCUUAAUGGAGUUCGAGGUAUUCUUGGGAUCAUUGUCCUGUUGGAAGGUCUAAUGACGCCCAAGCUUCAGCUUCCUCACAAAUGGCAUAAUGUUUUCUCCUAGGAUUUCCUGAUACUUUAAUGCUUCAUUCUUCUUCCUCCAGGCAUACUUCUGAUCCACUGGGCCAAAAAGUUCCAGUUUUGUUUAAUUGCUCCACAGAACAGAAGUCCAAAAUGUCAGUGGCUUAUUUAUAUGUUUUGGAGCACAUUAGAGUUGACUUUCUCAUGCUUUUGGGUCAGUACUGGUGUAUGUGUUGGAGUUCUGUCAUGGAAACCUCCUGCAUUUAUUAUGCACCUCACUGUGCUUACUGAAACCUCAGUGUCUGUUUCCACAAAGUCUUUCUGCAGGUCUUUUGCAGUCACUCAAGGAUUUUUUACAACCUGUCUUCUCAGAAAUCUGGUUGCAGUAAUUGACGGCUUACAUUUUCUCCCUCAUCCAGGUAGUGUAACUACUGUUUCUUCAACUUUAAACUAUGCUUCCAUCUGUGUCUCUAGGAACAUUCAGUGCUUUUGCUAUCUUUUUGUAUCAUGUUACUUGUUUGUGAUGGGCGAUGAUCUCGCCUUUUAACUUUCUGGAUCAUUCUUUUGACUUAGCCAUAUGUCUAACAUGCAGUCAAACUUGACACUCAAGAAACCCCUAGCCAGUUCAAGCGUUUCUAGGGUUCCAACUCAAGCACACCUGGUGCAACUAAUGAAUUCCUUGAUUACCUGUUUUACACAAAACCCCAGCUGCUUGGAGCUAUGUGUGGGAAUACAAUAAAAAGUGUUCUUUCUUUCACCUCAAAUUGCUACUGUACUGUAAGCUUAGCAAACAUAUUGAAGCAACUUACUUGGAAAAUAAUGUCAGGGUUAUUCACUAAACUGCACAUUUUAACAAAUUAAAACUCAUUGGAAAACUGAGGCUAAAAUGGCUUUGCUGUGACUGUGUAUGCUGAAACUCAGAUGGGGAGUAUAAGAAGGGGCCUGACAUGGAGUGUGUGAAAGUGAUACCGUGAUGUAAGGUGAGAAAAUGGAAUUGACAUGGAGUUUUGAAGAAAAGGACUGAUAUGGGGCAGAAGUAGAGCAAUACAAUAGGUAGGAGCUGAGAAGUGCAGUAGUGAACUGAAGUAGAUUGGUCUAUCUCAUUUAGAGGAAGAUUGUUGAUAGGGAGGGGAAACGAUAUGUGCAAAGUAGAUAAAGACUUUUUAUGAAAUAAGAUAUCAAGUAGGGUUAGUUACUAAGCUAUCUGUACAUUUUAGAAAAUUAAAUCUGAAUGAGUAAAUGGAAGCUUAAUUAUCUGGAAGAAUUUUGCAACUCUGUUAAAGUCACAGCAUCCAUUUUUUUAAAUCGUUUUAUUUUGCUAAAAUUUGCCGUUUAGUAAAUAAGCCUGAAAAUCUUUUCCUAGUAAGUUGCUUGACACCACACACCAUUUUUGUGUUUCUUCCAUUAAUAAUCUCUAAAUUAUUUACAAAAAUAUUUACUGAGGUUAUGACCAUAAGUAAUUAGUCAUUGAUUCUCAGUCAUGUAAUCUCACUUGUAACAUGUUUUUACUCAACACUGUUAGUGGUUGUAAAAUAUGUUCAAUGGCAGAGUAAUGUUUAGGGAAACCGUAACUAUAGCACUGCAAGCCUCAAUAACAUAUCAGCCGAUCAAGUGUACCAGCUGUUUAUUGGCUCCUGAUAACCCUUUUGUCCUUUCAAAUCGAGAGCCAAUAAAUAUAAAAAAAUUUCACAUAUUUUCCAUUGCAAUUAUUGGAUUUGGUGAUGCACUCAUCAUUUAUUGAGGAGAUCAUCUUCUCUAAAAGGCACUAGCAGCCAACUAUAACCCUUGUAUUAGUAAAAAGGGAGAUUUGAAACCACCCAUGUCUGCUAAAUAGCAGGGGUCAAUGUACCCUGAGGUUGCAGGCUACUGCUGCGGCUAAAAAAAAAACCUCCGAAAUUGAAAAGUUGAGAAAAACUGGGUCAGCCAGGUGGGGAGAGGAGCAAGAGAGGAGCACAGGAGGCAGUUUUACGAUGCUAGCGAGGUACUACCAUUUCUGUGUCCUUCUCAAUUAGCUCCAAACUGUUACUAGUAUAAUACUCUGCCUGGCGUGGACUGCUAUGUAACCCUAACUCCCAAGCAAUAACUGAAGCUUGUGGCAGGUAGAGAAUGUUUGGGUUGGUAUUCAGGCUGCCCCUUGCCUGUUACCCAAAAGUCUUCCAAAAAGAGCAGGAAUGAGCCUGUGCAUCACACUGCAUGGCUUUCCUGCCCACCUUCCCACUCCCGACACCAGGGAUAUGAUAGCACACUAGACCGUGUUUUGUAUUUAAGGGUGUCAAAUUGAAUGUGUGUGUGUAAGUAACAUUGUGUAUGUCAGUCAGAGUGUGAGUUUUACUUUAGCAUAAAUCCCCCCAUGCAUUGAACUUAUAAUUUAUCACAGAGAUAAAUUAUGUUAUAUUCCCGAUACCACUGGCGGCCGGGUUGGGCAGCACAAACCCCGUUAGAACUGUAUUAUGCACAAAGUAUAACUGCAAGAUACCAUGGACCUGCAACCUACUUGUGAUACCAACUAGGCACUGUCAUGUAUGCCUUUUCCUUUCUGUAAACCCAAAAACCUUUUUAAUUUUUAAUUUAUAUUCUUUAUUUUUGUCGUGCGAAUGAUGACAAAGUAAGCUUGCGGAGAAACAACAGCAGUCCCAAGCACAGCAAUAACAGAUGGUAUUAAAUAUUGUCAUGACAUUAAGAGAAACCGCACACUUUUUUAAUAAUAAUUACAGGUAUGUUAAAUACGCCAUGACAUCGCAAUUAUGCGUAGUAGAAGCAUUGAAUGUAACAUGGCCCAUAAAACCUCAGCACUUUUUUUGUGUGUUGGUAACAAAAAUUGUGAAAACAAAAUAAUAUGCAAGUGAAGAAGUCCUGACUAGCUGAGUGGUGGCAGAUAGGUAGUGAGUGCUAACUAGUCGUAAGUGAGUAAGACAAGGGUAUCUCAUUGACUUUAGUUUUGUUUUCAAUGUCUUAUAUAGGAUUCGCCCUGAGCAGGUAUGUGAUCGGUAAAUAUGUGCGUUAUAUAUUCUCGCGGACCCAGUCUUAGAGGGCAGUGGAGGCACAGCAUAUGUGCACAUGGGAUGAUUCUCCAGGCUACAACUGGUAUUUGGGAUGUAGUUAUUUGGGAGGCCCAUUGGAAUGGUGAGAGCAAAGUGGGUAACGGUGCUUUCAAUGUGGAGCAUCAAAUGGCGUGAUGCUUCAAGCCUUGGUUUAAAUAACCCAAAAACCUUUUAAAUAAAGAAUUAAUUUUUUAUUUUUUUAAAUUUAAAUAUUUAGCUAUAAACUGACCUCAACCAUCAGCAUCGCCAUGCCCACAGCUUUGUGGGUGUUUCACCCACCUCCCAUCCACCUGCAGUCUGUUUUCAUGUGCCCUGCUUGGGGACACAGCAAACCAACACAUUGGCAUCAUUGUCAGCAUGCUGGCGUCUAAACCUGUACUUCCAAACCAGCACUAGCAUCAUUGGCUAAAGUGGAUCCAUAGCAUCCACAGUUCAUGCACUGUUUGCUAUGCUUAGAGAGCAGAAGGCCUGCCUGUAGAUAGUCUCUCCUGCUCUCACUAUAUCUCAAUUCUUCUAUGCCAAGAGUUGAUUGACAGGGGAGAGAAAGAUCUCUUAUUAAACAGGUUUUGCUUCAAAUCUAUACAUUUUGUUGGUGUAUGUAUAUGUAUAUUAAUGUGUGUUUAGCAGUAUAUGUAUUAUGCCUAAACUAUUUACACAUGUAUUUAUGCAGCGCUUGAGGAAUUUGCUUUGAAUCUAGGAGCCAGCUAAAAUAGUUAGGAGCCACCUUUUUUUUUUUAACUACCAAAGCUUUGUUUUUAAUGACAAAAACACAAUUCUUAAAGGGACCUUAUUGUGACCAGAAUCACUACAGUUUAAUCUGAGUGACUGCCACUAGAUAUGUUACUAGGCAGUGCUAGUAUUACUAGACAGUAAUGUAAACACUGCCUUUUCUUUGAAUAAACACUAUGAAAAGGCAGUGUUUACAUUAAAAAGCCUUCAGGGACGGGCAAUAGACACCAGAACAACUACAAUAAGCUGUAGUUGUUCUGGUGACUAUAGUGUCCCUUUAAUACAUAACAUCUAUGUAAUGAGCACUUUGUGGCCCUGUCUUGUUGCUAUAGUGCACUUUGCAACACAACAGUGAAGAGUGCAGUAAUAAAGAAGACACCUUUACUGUUAGUCGUGCAACAGCAUAUUGUCACCAUUCAGACCAAUUACAUAACAUUCCUUAAUAUGUAAAGGUAAUAGAACUGAACCAUUGACUAUUUAAUAAUGUACAUUGGCUUACAAUAAAGCAGCUCUUUUGUUUAUUUUGAAGCUAUGUGAGUGUUUUCCUUCACAUCGGAGUAAUAGUUUUCAAUGUUAAAGGGACACUAUAGGCACCCAGACCACUUCAUCUCAUUGAAGUGGGAGGGGCGCAGUGACCCUGUCCCCUUAGCCCUGCAAUGUAAAACAUUACAUUUUCAGAGAAACUGCAGUGUUUAUAUUGCAGGAUUAAUACUGCCUCAAGUGGCUGUCACUCACUGUAUGAAGGUGAUGAAGGUUCCCUAUAGAUAUGCAUCGCUAUGAGGAGAUACUGAUUGGUGCAGUCUGGCGUUUUUGCUACGCAUGCGCAAUCCAGAUGCUGUUGCCCUAUUGGGUUGGCCGACAUCAUCAAAAUUGAUAUCAGCCAUGGAGGCAUGGCCAGCCAUGGCAAGACCGGUACAGUGUGGGAGAAAGGUGAGUAAAAACACCUUUUUCAUGCAUUUGGACCUGGGUUGGUAGUCUAAAUAGUUAAACACUAUAGUAUCAGGAAUACUUUUGUAUUCCUGAUACUAUAAUCUUCCCAUAAGAAAUAUGAAACCUUUUCUCUCUCAAUAAGGGCUUAGGACAAAAAUACAGACAUCUAUGCAGCCUGUGUCUGUACUCUAUACUGGUCAAGACCCUAAAACAAAACAAAAUUGAAACUGUGCUGAGUUUUUAAACUACCAAUGAAUAAACAGACUCUGGCAAGAAAAGACUAUGUGAAAGUCACUCAAGGGAAAAUAUCAGCGUGAACUUCAAAAACUAAGUUCAAAUGAAACACGAUUUUCUCCUUUGUGGACCUUUCAUGGAGCAAACAUGAGCCCUUUUUUUGCCAGUCUGUUUCUUGUAUUGAAGAAUGUAAUUAAGCAUGCGAAUAAAGAUUAUUAUUUUUUUAAAGAGAACAGCAAAUUGUGAAGCAGUGGAUACUUUGUACUGUUAUUGUAUAUAUUUUUUCUGCCUUACUUAGUUUUAUGACCUGUUCCUUCCUCUGUAAACUCCCCAGUCAGACACACUCCACCCCCCCAAGCCUCCAUCCCAUUAAAAUUCAGCCAUAUCUCAUGCCCCCUUCACUUUUAUUACAGUGGCAUUUCCUGCUCCCUUUCUCUCCUAUUACAGCUGCAUCUCAUAAAGCCUCAUGCAACAUACCUAAUCCAUAUUUUAUGCGGGGAUAACCUUUGGACUAUAAUGUUUUUUAGAAGAAAAAAAAGGAAGAAAGAGGAAGGUAGUGUCAGUAGUAGUUAGUGUAUUAUUAUUUAUAUAUAUAUAUAUAUAUAUAUAUAUAUAUAUAUAUAUAUAUAUAUAUAUAUAUAUAUAUAUAUAAAUAUAUAAAUAAACUACAAGGUACUGUAAAAUAUAAAGAUGUCCACAAUAAAGUUCAAAAUGGAAGAAAAUACCACUUGCAAGAGAAACAGCCAAGUCUUGAUGGAGGUACUUUUCUUAUAGGGAAUAUUCGGGUCAGAGAUGGCUUGGUAUCCAUAUGUGCAUAGUAGAGAGCAGAAAAAAUCCCAAUGGUACAGUAUGUAUAUAAAAUAUAGCUGAGUAAAUGGUAAUAUUGAUUCUACUCACAUUUACCAGAGCUAUGACCAGCUCUAUUAAUGACAGUGUAAAGUGGUAUUAUCCCCACUUCUAAGAUAUAUGGUUAGGUGUAGUUCUCAGAUUUUCCAACGGUAAAACAUCAAAAGGACCCAGGGCAAUAGAAACAAAAAUAGUGCUCUCUGUAUAUGUAAAACCAGUAUCAAAAGUAUAUGUAAGGAAUAAUUGACGACAGGCCGUUGAAUUAUUAGAAAAAUAAUGCACACCCGAGGUGGUAAUGUGGUCAUGACGCGAAGCCUCUUGGGAGUGCUGAGCGGAUUCCCUGGGGUCCACUGGUGCUGCUGGGUGGCCGGUCACUGCUGGUGCGCGAGGGAGCAUUCUCCUCUGGCGCUCUCUGCCCAGCUCCCUCGCGCGCCGCUUACUAAUGCAGGAGCCGGAAAUACGUAAUGCCACGUAGGCCCCCCAGGAGAAGAGGCUGGCAAACUGGCGUACAUACCCUGGAGAGCCGGGCCCGGUCGCAGCUGUCACCCCUGCGACCGUGGUAUGUACGCCAGUGCAUUAAAGUAUAAAAUGGGGACUAUGAAUGAUCACACAAGACUGCAGAAUCCUCCACAAUUAUCUCUAGAAUCUAUAGUGCAAAAAGAUGCCUUUUCCCAUCAGCCAUCACAAAUGAAGGCUGGUGGUGAAGCAAGGUAAGUUAGUUAAUACUCAUUGUCUUUUACAUAUGAACCGAGUUUUAUAAAUAAUCGUUGGGUAAAACAUUUAAAUGAUCCCCCAAAUAGAGAAAAUUGACGUCUCUCCAUUAACAUUGAUUUCCACAAACUCCAAUACUCAUUGUUUUUUUACAUAUUUUUUUGCUUGCUCUAGAAUUACAGAGAUAUGCCCACACAGUGUGUGUGUGUGUGUAUAUAAAUAUCUUCGCCAAACUAGACUUGAUUUUGAGCUCAUAUUAUAGUUUGGUUUUGUGAUUAUAGUUUCAUUGGAAGUUAUGGUUGUCUCCUUCAUUUAAUUUUUCUGCUCAGUAUAUUUAUGCAACCAAUGUUUGCAUCAUCUUCUCCUUUUUUCCUAAGGUUACAGUGGAAUGGCUCCAACACUGGCUUGUUUUCAUUCUCAUCCUGCCAUGUCAUUUCUUCAGUAAUUCAAAUGGAAAAUAAUCACAUGCUUUGUCCUUAGACCUUGACUUUGUUGUCUUCAAGAAAAGACAGUCUGUUUUGUUUACUUAACACUGAUUCAUUAAUACUGUGAAUUGCCCACAAAAAGGUACUGCAAGUCCAUUAACACUGAAACAAAAAUGAACCGUUAUACCACUAUGAAACAGCUCGGGGAUGGUACCUAUGGCAGUGUGUUGAUGGGGAAAAGCAAUGAAUCAGGGGAGCUAGUAGCUAUCAAAAGGUAAGCAUUAUUAUUUUAAUGUGAUUUGCAGUAAUAAUACUCCAUACUGAUAUAGUUAUGUUACUAGAUUCAUAUUUUGACAUUUUAUGAACAUUGUGUUGAGUAUUCCUCCAAGUAAGAAAAGUAGUUAAGGGUCAGGAGAGUCAUGCAUGUGUUUUAGUGUGUUUCAUGUGAGUUAAAACAAGAAAUUUUAAUUAGAGCCUAUGUUUUUGCUAUAAGAAUUCAACAAUCUUUCAAUUUAUUAUUGCAAGCCUUUCUUAAAAUAUAAGCAGUUCGUAUGUUUCUAAUAUGUAUGUUGUUUCAAUACAAAGAGCACCUACCCUUUUUACUCCAAAUGUAGCAUUGAUUUAGCCCUUUUGUUCUGUAUAGGAUAAGUGAUUGUAUAUUGUAUGAUUAGCAUGUGUAUAUUGUAUGAUUAGCAUCCUUUGCCUAUAGGCACUUUCUGUUUCUAUUCCCUUCAUUUUGUUUAUAUAUUACUGUAUUAUUGUAAAAAAAAAAAAAUAUGCCAGAAUAUAAAGAAUGGUAUAUAAAAAAAACACCCCAUUUACAUUUCCCUUUAGUUCAGUUAUAAACUGUUGAUAUGUAAAGAGACGGCACUGAUAUUUAUUUUCUAUAUAGAAAAAGAAAAUCUUAAAUGCUUGCAUUGUUUCUGUGUGUUUUAAAGCUAUUGAGGAACCAAUGGCAGAACUCAAAAAAUGAGGAUUCAAGAUGAAUUCAACUAUGCUUUCAUUUUGGCUACUCUGGCGUUAAAAUUUAAAGGGACACUAUAGUCAUCCAGACCACUUCAGCUCAAUGAAGUGGUCUGGGUGCAAUGUCCCUCAGGUUUUAACCCUGCAGAUGCAAACAUAGCAGUUUCAGAGAAACUGCUAUGUUUACAUUUGAGGUUAAGCCAGCCUCUAGUGGCUGUUGUGGUGUAUUACCAAACUCUAUAAAUUAUUAUGUACGCAUACACAUAUAAACUCUGGUCCGUCUACGUUAACAAAUAUUUAUUCAGAGACAAAACAACAACAACAACAUACAAAUAAUGACACACAAUCUAACUAACUAUACCACCAACAACAGCAACAACAAGCUAACUAACAAUAACAACUACAUCUUAUAAAAUCCCACUCACAGUUCACCAUGAUAGAAAUUAGGCCAUGUCUGCUUAAGGGACUGCUCAGUAGCACAGCCAAGAAGGAACAGAGAGGAAUGGAGAUAGGGGGAAGUGGUUACCUCUUUCCUGACUUGUAAAGGUAUUGAAUUACUCAAUUACCAUAUCAAAAGGUAAAGCUUAUCCCACUGUACAUGAGCUUGGUCACGUGAUCCCUGGUCACCAUAUUAGUUUGAUGACAGAUUGUCAUCACAGCUGUCUUCCGGACAGCCACUAGAGGCGCAUCUGUGACGCUGGAGGCAUAUAUUGAGAAAUGCUUUCCUAUUGACAGCUUGAAUGCGUGUGCAGCGCAUUCGGCUCCGCUGACAUCGGCAGAGGGAGCUGACGUUGGCGGGGGGGGAGAGAUCACCAGCGCCGAGGGAGCCGGUGCUGGAAUAAGGUAAGCUGCUGAAGGGGUUUUAACCCCUUCAGUACCACGGGAGGGGGACCCUGAGGGUGGGGCCACCCUCAGGGCAUUAUAGUGUCAGGAAAACCACUUUGUUUUCCUGACUCUAUAGUGAUCCUUUAAAUUCUCACUUUGCUGAAUAGCCCUGUAUGUUGUGUAAUAGAAGCAAAAUUAAAAGCAAAAAAAACUUCCCCCCCACCUACCCUCAAAACACCUGCCAUGUUAAUGUGAAGCAUACAGGCAUACAGGAUUGGAGUCAGAAUGGUGGGGGUAUAAGGUUAGUUUUAUUGUGCUUAUAUUGAAGCUAUCCAUUCACAAGUUAUAGAAACACCCCAACAUUAUAAAUAAGUACAUGUGUUUAUAACAUUGGAGUCUUGUUGAGUUUAAUGGCCCUCUUUCCCCCAAGUACUUAUAAAAGAAAUAGGUAGUUACCUUUAAUACAGCAACAAGAGCUUAUCUCACUGUGGCUCUUGUAGAUCUUCAAAUUAAAAUAAUUGCAUGUUCUAAUGUACUUUGCUUGAGGUGGAAGAAUUUGUGAUUCAAUUCUUGCUUCAUAAUGUUUUGGCAUGUCUAAUACUAAUAUCAGUAACCUUUAGCAGAGAUUUAGCUGUUCAUCUUUUUAUACAUUUGGUGUGAUUUUAAAUUUUUUUUGCAGGAUGAAAAGGAAGUUUUAUUCAUGGGAAGAAUGUAUGAAUUUGAGAGAAGUAAAGGUAACAUUAUAUUUUCUCUUUUAUUUUAUUUUUUUACUGAAUGCAAUUAAUAUAAUUAAUAUAACAGUUAAAUGAAUCUAGGCAACCUAUGUCAUGGUGAAUGGAUCACUGCUGAUUCUUACUUAGCCUCUUACAAACAUUGAUCAUGUUAUCAUGUCCCAAGCAAACAAUACGUGGGCUUUGGGUGCUGGUCCUGUAUGUGUUGACAAACCACAUUAAAAUGAGGGACUGAACCAUAAACCCUACAAUACACCUUAGAUAACUCAAUAACAUUUAGCAAGGGUUAAAGUUUACAUUUCGGAAUCAGUGUUUCUAAAUCAUGAGAGUGAGGUAUGAGAUUCUUAAAAGCGGCAUACAGAAUCUGCCAUCACAUUUCCUCUCAAUGUCGUCUUUUAUUCUAAUAAUAGCUUGGGACAGGGGCAUCUCGGCUCUUCUCUUUUGCAUGAGCUAAUGCCUCCACAUUAGUUGAAACAACUAUGAGCCACAGGGACUGAGCACUAGCUGAUAGCCAUUCAGCCAAGAUCUUACUACUUCUUCAUUGCUUACCGUUAAAAACCUCUUUUCUUAUAAUACAUGCAUAUCAUUGUGCCCUGUCCAGCCUUAUGAACCAUUGCAGCCAAUUAUCUGCAGUACUUGAACAUAUAUAUUUUUUUUAACUAUUAUUUUUUUUAUUUUUUUUUCAGUCGCUAAAGAAACUGAAUCACGCUAAUGUCAUCAAACUAAAGGAAGUGAUCAGAGAAAAUGACCAGCUUUAUUUUGUGUUUGAAUAUAUGAAAGAAAACCUUUACCAAUUAAUGAAAGACCGGUAUGUCUUAAAACUUGAUCAACUUCAAUAGUAAUUGCUCGUUAAAUAGUAAUUGUUAAUAAAAUGUGAAUUCUGCAAUGCUGUGCUGAAACAAAGAUAUCCCAUGCAUCUAGAUUAUUAUAUACUGUUCUUCUUUAAGUAGAGGGAUGUCUGGGAGACCUAACUAAGUUUUCACAUCCCACUAUUUUUAUUAGAGCAAUCCAUGAAAGUCCUCUAUGCACCACAACAUGUGGAAACACAAUCCCAAAAAAAGCAUACUUGUCCUGUAACAUAAAUUAUAACCAGCAGUCUAAUUACAAUGUACUUGGAAAAUAAACUAAUUUUCCAUACUUACAAGAAGAUAAAAAGAUGAAUCUAUUUAGAAAAUCUACUUUCUAUAGACUAUUUAUACAUGGGUUUUUCCUAUAUAUUAAGGUUUGUAACACACAUAUAAACAUUUAUAUUUAGAAAAUGUUUUAUAUGCAAUUUGUAAACGCAAAGACAUUCCAAAGAAGAGUGAGUGAAAACUCAAAAUAGUUUGCAGUCAUCUGCUAUUUGGGCUUGCUGGCUGGGGUGGGAGUUUUCCUAUAAUGGGGGUUAUACUAUUAAUAUGAGACAAAAAUACUAAUACAAUUUCAUAUGGUUGUUAUAGACAUGUUUGACCUAUUUGGUCACAUUUAAUAAACUAUUUAAUCUCCCAAUAGAUGCUGUUCAUAGCUUGCAAGGGCAAAAAGCCCAGGUAUGACUAUUCACAAACACAUUUAUCAGAAUUAUCACUUUGAUAUUCCGUGAUUUCAGACCUACAUAUAUCUAGGUUCUCUGAUUAAAGGACCACUAUAGGCACCCAGACCACUUCAGCUUAAUGAAGUGGUCUGGGUGCUAGGUCCAGCUAAGAUUAACCCUUUCUUCUAUAAACAUAGCAGUUUCAGAGCAACUGCUAUGUUUAUAAUAGGGUUAAUACAGCCUUUAGUGGCUGUCUCAUCGACAGCCGCUAGAGGCGCUUCCGCGCUUCUCACUGUGAUUUUCACAGUGAGAAGACGCCAGCGUCCAUAGGAAAGCAUUGAGAAUGCUUUCCUAUGGACUGGCUGAAUGCGCGCGCGGCUCAUGCCACGCAUGCGCAUUCAGCUGAUGACGAGAAGGAGGAGGAGAGUCCCCCGCCCGGCGCUGGAAAAAGAGGUAAAUUUAACCCCUUCCACUCCCUAGAGCCCGGCGGGAGGGGGGCCCUGAGGGUGGGGGGGACCUAGAGACCUUAUAGAGCCAGGAAAACGAGUAUGUUUUCCUGGCACUAUAGUGGUCCUUUAAGUUUCAGAGCUGUUUGAGAUCUCAACUUGUUAAAUAUGUGUAAAAAAAUUAGACCUGCUUGGAAAUUUUAAUUAUACGAAUAACCACCCUAUUUGUAUCUGGCCAUGCAAAGCAGUCUGACAGAGAACUUUGAAUAUAAUUCUGAUUGGCAUAAAAUAGUUACACUGCGAUCUGUAAUCACAUUUAAUACAUUGCUUGAAAUUGUGAAAUUUGUCUCUUUGCAGAAGUAAAUUGUUUCCUGAGUCAGUCAUCAGAAACAUUAUGUAUCAAAUAUUACAAGGGCUAGCUUUUAUCCAUAAACACGGUAGGUUAUUUGGUAGGCUCAUAACUUUUUCACUGUACUCGCUACCGAAUGUCGAAAUAUACAAGGUGUUGUUAACUACAACAGCAUGUGACACAAGCCACAGGGACAUUUGAUGAAAGCGAUAUGUGUAAGCAUUAUUCCUGAAAUAAGAAAAGUGGCAAUUAACAUUUUAUGUUACUUUUGAUUCUCGAAUUGCCACCUUUUCUUAAAAAGACUACCAAACAUAAUUAUCAGAGGAGUUAAGGAUGGGCAACAUACCCCAUUUUUAUUUUUACUACUGGUUGGUUGGCCAGCAGCUAUGCUUCUGUUAGAACUUUAUAUCGUUAUUGGCUCACUCUGAAUCGGUUGCAUCACCGGAUGUCUGAGGGAUCUCUCCUAACUGGUAUCAAAUGCUCUUGAUUUUAUUCUGUUUUAUUCUUUCACAUUCUGUCUCUUCCAUUUUUAUUUAUUUAUUUUUCAUUUUGCUGCUGCUUUUCUAUCUCUUCCUCGUGCCAGAGAAAAUAAGAUGUUCACUGAGAAUGAAAUAAGGAACAUUAUGUUCCAGGUGAUUUCUGGGUUAGCCUUUGUGCACAAGCAUGGUAAGCGUUUAGAUGAUUAGAUUACCUUGUGUUAUGUUUUGUGUUUCUGUCCCAGCAAUUGUAUUUUUGUGGGUACUGUUAUCAUCAUUGGUGUCCAAGUAGGGUAGUUUUGCUAUGUAAAGAUUACUUUUGAGCCCAUUUGUACCACUAUUUGUUUACCAUUUGAUUUGGAGGUACUGGGUAGAAUAUCUGGUAAAGGACCAUUAAAAUUAUUGUGUGGGCUGAUUGAUAUAGUAUAGCCUAAUUCAAAGAAUGUAGCAAUGAGUUACUGGACCCAUAGGUUAUAUUUUAAACUUUGCUAUUAGCUUUCGUAAAAAAAACAACCCAACAUAUUUCAGUAAAGUAAUAGUAUUUGCAUGAAAUGCAAGGCUGUUGUGAAACAGAUUUGCAUCCUUUAUUUAUUUUAAUUCACACACAGGCUUGUGUACACUGAUAACCCAAAAGUGCAGAGAAUGUAACUUUUUUCUGAACACCUCUGCUGCACACUCUUUAAGACAUUUUUUUAAAUGUCUGUGUGAUUUUGUAGUACAAUUGCAUGUUGCCUAAUACAAUAAAAAAAAAAAAUACUAAUAUAGAGUCAAUAGUAGUUCUUUAGUUUGUUAUAAAUGGAUAACCCUAAUAUGUUAUUUACUAAUUCGAUUUUUUUUUUGUUGCCAACAAUCAAUUAGGGUACUUCCACAGAGAUAUGAAACCUGAAAAUCUUUUAUGUAUGGGUCCUGAUCUUGUCAAAAUAGCAGAUUUUGGAUUAGUCCGAGAAUUGAGAUCUCAGCCGCCCUACACCGAUUAUGUAUCUACCAGGUGGUAAGUUCUGUAGUUACCUCUUCCACUUCUACACUGUGCACAGUUAAGAUGUUGGCUUGAAACAUCUAUUCAAUGUGCAGAGGGUGAAGGAAAUGGUUAAUGGGAUAAGGUCUUGAUGCGGGGUGGAAGGAAGUAGAAUUAAGUGAGAGAGCUAUGGGCCUGGGAUGCCCAAUCAAUGCUAAAAGCAUACUUCUAAUACUCUCUCCACCCUAAAAUGUAUUAGAGGAUGCUCUUCCCUAAUUCAAAAGUGUGUGCCUCCUUACCACCACUAUCCAUUCAACUACCAUGAUUCCCAAGCCUUCCCUUAUAGUAAGUAUUAAGGAGGAUGGUGUUAUAUAACAUUUGAAAAUAAGAAAGCACAUCAAAAAUAGUAUUUCUUACUUGGCUGCCAGUCAGCUUGAGUUUGCCUGAGUCUGCAUACAUGGGCAGAUUUACAUGUCAGGAGACUAUAGGCACAGCUACCCUCCCCCCUCCUCCCCCAACAAUAAGAAGCCAAUAAAAUGUGCUGAGUGGUUUAAAAUAAGAAGCCAAUAGAAUGUGUUAACUGUUUUAUAAUUUGAGGGCACAUGAUAUUGGACAUUUAAGGCAUACAAGCUACUAAAGAUUUGAGUGCUUACAUUUGGAAAUAAGGAAAGGGUGUGUUUAGAUUUUCUGGGUUACAUUUAAGGUUAGUGGAAAGGGUUUCUAGGGCAUGUGGGGUUUGAAUUGUUAUUUACAAAGUACUCCCUGUCCUAUCUCUUCUGUAGUCUAGUGAACUUCCUAUGAUUGAUAGCAGAGCUGCGGUAGCUGUUAUACAGUGUGCAUCACUCGGAGCUCCAACUUUUUUCUUGUGUAAGAGGCUGUUAGUGGACAGAUGGGAAAUGAUUCCUUCCACUUCCUGUCCAGCCUCACACACAGACACCGGAAUAUCUGGGACAGAACCUAGUUGUACACCAUUUAAAAUUGUUCAUGCAGCUCUGUUAUUUAUUUUAUUUAUUACUGGUAUUUAUAAAGCACCAACAUAUUACACAGUGCUGUUAUCAAGCAUAGAAAGCUGGCUGGGCUUCAGAGGACUCUAACCAUGGCUACUGGUAAUUAUCUCUCUACCAGCCCACUUAAGGUCAUGGCUUACCGGCCCUCCAUUCCUCCUCCGCAAUCUCAUUAAAGAGUGGGGUGUUACACUUCUGCCUGUGCUCCUCCUCUCUUCUUUGCCGAUUUGCCUUGCUUGGGGACAUUUACCAAGCAAGGCAAUCCUCCUCUAUGACGUCAAUCACCAAUGUGCCGGCCUCUGAACAGAGUGACCUCAUGCUACUCUGUUCCUAUACUCCCUAGCCAGAGCUAGCAGCGCUGGCUAGGGAGUUACCAUGGCAACUGCAGCACAUGCACUGUGGUUGCUAUGAGGGAUAGCAGAGGGACCUCCUGAGGAAGUUCUCUACUGCUACAUCAUGCUAUGGCAUUCGGUGUCUGCAAAGGAAUUAAGAGAGUGAGAUGGGAAAAAAAACUAUUUUUAAAUUGGCUUGUUAUCCCAAUCUAUAUAUACAACUUUGAGCUCCAAAAAGACUCAUUAUAAUUGCCGAAAAUAGGUGCCCCCUACUGGACAUGCACCUGUAGGCAAGUGCCUAAUCUGCCUUAUGGAAAAUCCUGCCCUGACUGGUUCUCUAAAAAUUUCAAUGUUUUUAAACAUGCCCGUACACUUUUUUCCCUCAUUUGGUGUCAUGAGAAUUCCCUCAUAACUUUAUCUUGAUCAGUUAUCUAAUACAUCUUAUUUUCAUUACAUUAUUUUUUUAGGUAUAGGGCACCUGAGGUAUUGCUGAGAUCCGCUGCAUAUAGUUCGCCAAUAGAUAUGUGGGCAGUUGGCAGUAUAAUGGCUGAACUAUAUACGCUACGACCUCUCUUCCCAGGAACAAGUGAGAUUGAUGAAAUUUUCAAAAUUUGCCAAGUUAUAGGGACACCAAAAAAAGUGAGUAUCAUGGGAAGACUAUUUCAGUUUAAUACUAAUUGUCUAUGUAGUAUUCUGUUUAAGAUCAGCAAUAUACAUUAUUUUCACUCGUAUUAAUAUUUUUCAUAAAAUAUUGAACCACUGAUACAAUGUGCAGCAUUGAACGGUGCACUAUUCAAGCCUUAUCAUUUAAAUAAAUACUUGACUAUUUGAGCAAUGGGAAGAUAGCAGAAUACUCAACUUUUUUUUUCUGACUGGCAAUCCAUUAUUUUGCAUGUGCAAAUUUUUAAUUGUCAUCACAGACUUUAUAAAACUGUGGCUUAAAGGGAUACUCCACUGCCCAAAUACAAAAAAUAAAUAAAUACUUAAGAUUAGUGAUGUCCCGAACGGUUCGCCACGGAUGGCGAACAUAUGCGCUGUUCGGUCCGCCCCCUAUGUCAUCAUUGAGUAAACUUUGACCCUGUACCUCACAGUCAGCAGACACAUUCCAGCCAAUCAGCAGCAGACCCUCCCUCCCAGACCCUCCCACCUCCUGGACAGCUCACUAAGAAUGCAGCUUCACAAUGAAUGUAAAAAAUCAUUGAAAAUAUAUAUAAACUGUAGGUCUCUUAUCUGUAGCCUUUGCUAGCCUCCCCCCACCUGGCCCCCCUUCUCAGCAUCCCAGAAUUUCUGUGGCUUUCCAAUCACAGAUGUCCCAAUAAAGCUUAAUGAGAAGUCUUUGCAAGGCAGGUGCUCUGAGUAAUUGCUGCCUCUUGCGUUUAGCUCCACUGAGCUAGACAACCAGGAAGUAAUAGGACUGGUUGUCUGACAGCCAGGGAUGUAACAAGUUUAAUUUGAAAAAGUGCCAAUUUCUAUUAUUUUUGUAAAUGAAAAAAGAGGGCACUUUCUUCAUACACACUGCUGCUGAGAUAUCUCUUUCCCCAGCUCCAUCCUUCCCUACUCUACUGUAUUGUGCUCAGUAACAGUGGCAGCAGGCACUUCGUUACCACCGGGUGCCUACUGCCAUACGUAGUUUCCUUGGCUCUGUUCAUUAAUAAGAUUACAUAGAGCUGGCAUGUAGUGUGACCGGCGGUACUGCUCCAGCAGAGGUGCCUGCCACUUAUCUCCCCGACUCCCUCCUGAACACUACAGUAAGAUAUGCACACAAGUGGUGUGGCCUUACUUUAGUGUUAAUUAAAAUCCCUACUCAAACCCUGCUGCCAUGACUCAUCUAAAAAAAGCCACAUAGUGACAGGCAUCCACUGCAACAGUGGGUGCCAGUCACUAAUGCAGCCUGGCUGUUUAUUUAUUUUAAGUUAUUCUUAUUUUAUUUUAGUUAUAAAAUUUUCUCCUGUGGGGAAGGAAACUCCUCAUAAUAUUUUGUAACUAAAAAUCUGAAUGCAGAGACAUCUGCUCUUAUAUACCUUUUUUUUUCUAUUAGAUGCCUUUUUUAUUAAGUGUUCUUGCAUAGCAAUACCACUUAAUGUUAUCUCACAUAUAUAUUAUUCUUAUUAUAGCCAAAUUUACCACCCUAACUCCUCCCACAGUUUUUACACUACAUAGACAGUAAUAUACCGAAACAUGCGGAUUGUUCACGAUCGGAUUGUUAUUACUUUGUGGAAAGUUUCGCCGAAUGGUUCACGGAAUAUCGUCGUUCUUGUAGCGAAAUUGGUCCCAUAGGAAUGAAUGGCAAAAUGUUCAAAACUAGAGUGGGAGCUGGCAAAAGCUGAAAAAUCAGGACAUGAUUUCUAAACUGCCAUCACUCCCUCAUUUUCAAGCCCACCUACACAAAUCUUAUAUCAAAACGUUCAGCUAUCCCUGCUGCCACUAAACAUGUCAACGGCUAAGCCAUAGUCCUGAUAGUUUUCACAAUAUAAUCAUUUGUUUGCAACUCACACCGCCCAUUAACAUUCAUUGAAACUCCACUCUAGCCAGCUCAAACUUGAAGGGCAAUUUCUAAACUGUGACUGUGCCUUCAUUUUUAAUACUUCAGAGACAUACUAUGCAUCGAAAUGUAGGUCUGGGUCUUGUGAUUCUCACAAUAUAAAGCUCUUUGCUGUAGUAUUUAUAGUUUUGAAAAUACGACCGUUUGAAGAUGGCAACCGCCACAAUAUUCUGACCUGUGCCAGGCUGGAGCAGGAAGUGAUGUCAUAGACAGGGCCUUUUGUACAACUGCUAAUGUUUUUAUAAAUGUAUGGUUUAAUGUAACUGUGCAACAACGUUGCAAUUAAAUGUGCUAUAUAAAUAAAUAAUAACAGUUACCACGCCCACUCCAGUUGUAGACUACUGGUGGAGGCAAGAACACUUCACACAAUUUCCCCAGAAAUUGUAGUUUUUCUAGUUUUCCUGUUAUUUUUUUAUUUUAUUUUUUUUAAGUAAUACUUUGGCGGCAUCUUGUGGCUAAAUUCUGUAUUACACUUGUAAUUUGAAUUUCGCCUCUAAAUAACCAAUUUAUUUUAAUCAAGUGGAAAAUGUCUAUAUGGAUUAUUCCCUAUAUGUGGCAUUGUCCUCAUAUUGGGAGGUAUAAGAGCCAUAUAGACUUAUUCCUAUUCUUGAUUAACAAUAUUUAGGUACAGAUUCAAGUGUAUGUGUAUUUGACUGCGUCAAGUCUGGUGCCCCACCAACUUGAAAAGUCACUAGCCACCAUCGCUGUCAAUUGCAGGUAAUCAAGAAAGGGUGACUUGUCAGUAAUUCAAAUUUGAUUUAAUUUUUUUAGGCCCUAAUACAUUAACUGAAAACAUAGUUGACUUGGGGAAAUAAUCCAGGUGGCUACUUCACCUCAAGUGUGAAAUACACUUUGAAUUCACUUUGAUUUCCCAAUGAAAAUACUUAUUUAAAAUACAUUUUUCAAAUAAUCUUUAUUUGGAGGCAUAGGAGCCUGAUGACCAUAGUUCUUGGCAUGCAGAGAUGUCACAGCAGACUAAAAGAGAGUCUUUGGUGGAAUCCUCUAGUUACCCAGUAACUUCAUAUAGCAACAUACAUUCAUUAAUACACAUAUAUUAAACAUUUGAAAUAAUAAUCUACUUUCAGCAACUCACAUGCUAGUGAAUAACCCUGUUAUUAUUGUAUAUCCCCACUGUAUAAUUAUAAAAGGCUGUUAAAUAUGUUUGUAUUUAUAAAUGCUAAUAACAUUGAAAAGUCUUUUCAGUAGUGGCAAUCCUUUUCAUGUUGCUAAUAAGCCAUGAAUUUGCGUGUGUAUAUAUGCAUGUUUCAGAGUAAUUAAUUAGUAAAGUACUGAUUAGCUUAUCGUUCUCAACCUAUGGUACAUUUUCCUUGGCAGAAUGACUGGCCAGAAGGAUAUCAACUUGCAGCAUCCAUGAAUUUCCGCUUCCCACAGUGUGUUCCUGUUAAUCUCAAAACUCUUAUCCCUAAUGCUAGUGAAGAAGCUAUAACACUAAUGAAGGACAUGUUGCAUUGGGACCCAAAGAAACGACCCACAGCAAGUCAGGUACUGGCCACUGAUUCUUUACAGUUAAUUCAUGAUGCAACAUCCAUUUAUUUUUAUUUUUUUACAUUCUUUAUUUUGAACGUGCAAUGAUAAACAUACAAAAAGAAAUUGAUAUUUCCAUGAGAGCAUAUAAGAUAUGAAAGGUUGCAAGCAUACAAUAUAAAACAUCAAGGAAAUUGCACUUUUUCUUUUUUUUUUGUCUCCAAUGUAAGACAGUCUCUAAUUUAAAGUAAGAUAACAAUAUAAAAUAUAAGCAGGCAGGAUACACAUGUUUAGAGCUUAUGCAUGACUGAAGCACUUGUUGAUUGAUAUUAAAAUGAGUAAGGACAGGCUGCCCAAGAUUACGAACAUGCUAGUAUUAUCAAGUAAAUAAUCCACUGGUGCCAACCUAGAGGUAGAUUAGGACAAGAAUCAUGCUAGGCAACCCCAUCUAAGUAUAAGGUACAGGCAAGACAAACAAACAUGAACCGUGAACAUAGUGACAUUUGUAUCACUGUAUGCAAAAGAAUAACUAUGCAUCUUGGCUUAGAUGAGAUUAACCGGCAUAUAUGAUUUACCACUGAACAGGCUAACAUGCACAAGUAAAAAGACCUCGGGAGCUUUGUUCUCUACCACCAUACAACACUGCAGAAAGUAAAACUAACAGUAAAUCAAAAGAAAAUCUAAAUCAACAUCAGCAUGGGUGUAUGGGUGCAUAGAAAUGCUAGGUGGAGGUGAUAGAGACAAGGUAAAAUUAACCUUAGAGGGCAAUUAUGGGCUCAGGAUAGUUGAUCAACGUCAGACAAUGCCCUGGUUCGGGAUUGCAGGAAAGUCACUGAUUAGUGCGGCAUGGUUGGGCUGCGCUAGAUUUGUGACAGCGUUGGCAGAAGCUUGUGAGGCGAUGCCCGCUGGGGGUCCACAUCUAAAAGAGUGGGUCAGGUCGGUUACAGUGGCAGGCAUCGAUUAAAAUGUAAAUAAAUACGAAAAAUACCAUUACAGCAUAAACAAGCUUUAGAAUGGGCGUACCCUCCCCUUCUAGCAUAAAUGUGAGCCACAAGUAGACCUAACUUAGGUGGGAGUGUGAAUGGUAACAGAUCUAUAAUAUGAUAAGAAGCGUGGUCAUGGAUCGACACGUGUAUUAUGAGACAUAUAGUAGCCAAAGGAUACCUUACUAUGGAGUUAACCCACUAUGGAGAUUAUGGUGUGCGCGGGUGAGAUCUUUUCUAUCCCUAUGUGGGAAGUCGAUGGGCAACAAUAUAAUGAACAAACGAUUUGUAGGCUGUAGAUAGAAUUGCGGAUUAUGUAAGCUCGCUAGACCAUCUACAGCCGGUCCCUGACGUUGUGUGCGGGGGAUGUACAGUAUGUGAUCCAUUCGGUCUGAGGUGUGUAUGCGGUUAGACCGCUCUGCGUAUUUAGCAAGCAGUGAGAUAAGCAAAUAAUGUAACUAAUGCUGAAUAUUAACUUAAACAUUAAACAAGAUUGGGCACCGGGGGUCCCUGGUGGUGACUGGGUCCGUUGUGGAACAAAGGGUGCCACGUAUGCAGAGCCUGUAUUGCCAUUGUCAGCCCCUCAUGGCGGAGAGAGUCCUGCGGCAAUCUCAGAGUCUUUAAUAGAUUAGCUGUCUCCUGGAUAUCCUGGAUCGGAUGCGUGGUGAUCGGACAGGCGCCAACUGUAACCUAUAUUGUGCUUCUGCAGGAGCGAAGUAAGCGGCUUAAGCAACCUCCACCAUGCCAAGGUGCAGCCAGAUAUAUCUGCGUAGAAGGAGAGUGUCAUGUUCUCGAACGGGUAAGGUGCAUUCCCUGUGAGUGCAGCCAGGACAGCCAUUUUAUCGGUCCUGUUCCUGAAACGGACCACCAAGUCUCUUGGGGUAGUAGUCGGUGCACUGCUAGGCUUGGGGACAUGGAAAAAGAGCCGUCUAAAGUCACCGUCUUGGCCUGCCACAGUGACAGCAAGGCCACGAGUAGGCGCCUCAUAAGAUGCGGUAACUAUGCCUCCAGUAUGUCUUUCGGAGAUGUUUUUUUUUUUGUUUUUUUUUUUAUAAAAUAUUUUUAUUAGGAAAGAUACAUUGAGAUUUCUCUCGUUUUUAAGUGUGUCCUGGGUAAAUUCCCCGCACCUUCAAAUUGUUCCUGCAUCUGGCGUCUUCCUGGGCUGCAAAGCGCAAUUUUUGCAUUAGUUUUUGUCGCUGCAGCUCCUGCACUGUUUGUUGGAGCGACUUAAUUUGCUCAGUGUGUGUGGUAGAGGUGCCUUCCACCCAGUCGGCCUGUCAGUCCCUACAGUUUCCCUCGGAGCAUGGCGACAUCAGCGCGGAUGUUAUGUUGGAGAUCUGCCAGGAACUCUCGCAGGAUGGAUAUUAUGCCUAGCGAGGAGUCUCUGUCCCUCAGUUGCGGUGGCGAUUUCGCCAGUGCAGGUAAGUUCUCUGUCUCGUACGAUAGAUCAUCGGAGAAGUCCUGCAUUAUGAGAUGGCCGUCACAGAUCCCCGAUUGUCAGACCUGUGGUGGGCUUGUCGGGUUUCUGUUUUUUGGAUUUGCGCCCCAUUAUGAUGGUAUUUUCCAGGGGGUCUCUCCGGGCUUAGUUUGCUGAAAUGGUGCGUCAAUAUGCAGGUUUUUUGCUGCGAUUUGCUGGAGCUCCAAAAACUUGCAACGGUUUGCUUUGGCAGUCUAGCUCCGCCAAUAUCCAUUUUAUAGCACCAACAACAAAGGCCACUAUUCUACAUUACUGGCAAAAUCUAGUCUGUAAUUAUCAACUGCAUUCUACUGAUAUUUUUAUCACAUUUCGACUGGAUUUUAUAUUAGUUGAAAUUCUAGCUGCUAAACUGGAUAAACAGGUUGGCUGCUCAAGAAACAAAUCUCCCAAUCACUAGUAACUUUCAGAGUGACCUGGUAAAAGUCUCUCACGUACCCCUACUUCUUGGCAUUGGAUGAGGGCUUCAAAUUAAAGCUUAGUAGGUGGAUAAAUCACUAUCCACCCCAGUUCUGUGCACCUAUGAAAGAAAUUGAAUGGGGGGACGGUGACAUAGAUUCUCCCUGUACCCCCACAAUAAUGCUCUAAAUGAACAAUAAUCCAGAUUAAACAUAGUGUCACUCCCAUGCCCCCCAGAUGGCCAGAAAUGACUGCUCUAUUUUUAAUUGCACCCCACACUCAUGGGUGGCAGGUGGGAGCUCUAAUUAAACAUACAAGAAGGGAUGGACAUGUCAUUGUCCUAAAGUAAAGUAGUCACUGGGUGGAUAGGGGUCCCCAAUCGCCUAGCCACCCCCUUUUAAAUAGAAGUACCCUACUUAAUAAUAGUGAGGUGCAAUAUGGCUAAUGCCUGUAAACAAAUCUACUUACCAUUAGAUGUCUUCUUUCUUCUUAAAUCUUAUUUUCUUCCCGUAGGAAAGCAUUGAAGUGUAAAUUUUUUAAUUUUUUUAUGUACACAGUAAAUAUAGGAGUCAUCAAUAAAAGAGUUGUGUGUUUUGUAACAUGAACCAUACCAUAACAACUUAAUAAAAAUGAAGUUGUUAUGGGACCAGAACGCCUCAGGCGCUUCCUUACCUUUAGGGGUUAAAUCGUUUAAGGGGUCAAAGAGUUUAACCACAAAGUCUGUGUUUUAACCCCAUUCUUCUCUGUAACUGUCCACAUCCGCUUUAUCUAACUAUGAUCCAGAAAGCAUGGCCUGCCGCUUGACUUAAAGAGGUCAGCUGACGCUAUAAGCCAAUCAGUAGUUCCCCAUUCAUAAAAAAGGGCACAUAUAAUUUUUUAUGAAUGGAGAGAUGCUGAUUAAUGCCUCCUGGCAUUAAUUUUGAUAAAGUUGUUAGGCUUUCAUUUUACUACUAUAAAUAUAGUAUUGUCUGGUUCUGCUGUCGCUCCUUGCCCUCUCAUUGGUUGUUGUAGUGCAGCAAUCUUUUGAAGACAUUGGCCGGGAAUAGCAAAUUCCUUUUGUCCGACACCCAGGACGUGAAGUUUUGGGCGCAAGGCAGGCAGUUUUUCUGGGCUUUUAGCUCUGUUGCAGGCAAGCAUCAAGGCUGCUCCUCGGGAAUCUGGGAAAGACAGGUCAAAGCAGGUAGUGUGUUAGUGCAGACCACAGUCAGAACAAAGUUUCCAGGAUUUCCAGCCUGCACUCUGGCACUCUUAGUGGGCAUUGGUACUGCAAGGGGGCAAUUGUUGUUGUCUGUAAUUUCAAGAGAUGCACACCUCAAUGGACUAUCAUGGACCAUAGACACCCUCCAAAGCUAUGGAGGGUACGAGUGAGGCAAAACACAGCAUAAACAUACAGACACUUUACACACAGCCAGCAAACAUUACACACAGACAGUAGACAUUACAUUCACGCACAUUACACACAACCAAUAAACAUUACACACAUGCAGCAAACAGGACAUAUACAUUACACACAGGAAGAAAACAUGACACACACACAUUACACACAGCCAACAAAACAAAUCACGGGCAAACACAUUACACACAGCCACCAAACAUCACACACAUUACACACAACUUGAGCACACCACACACAUAUUACACACAGUCCUCACAUACCUACUAUGGGAGGGAGGAUGAGACCAAUCAGCCUUUUUGGCUUAGUUUUUCCAUUUGGAUUUAAUUUGUGAAAAUGCAGAGUUCAGUGAAAAAGCCUUUUAAAUUCCAGGGCUCUAGGCCAGUGACCCAAUCUGAAAUUAUUGUGUUUGUCAGGACAAGUAGAUUGUAAUGACAGAAAUGUAGAUUGUACUGCUGCUUUAGUCCCUUGGUCAAUAAGUUUUUAAAAAUAAAACAAAAUUUCACAACUCUGCAGCACGUUCUUUGUUUUUAUUUUCUAUUCUCUUUCGUAAGCAUUAAAAUAAUGCUAAAAAUAAUAUUAACAACAAAGUAUUAAAUCAGGAAAGGUACACAUAUAAGGUUCAGAUAUGCUCUGGUUUCCAAGUACGACCUGAGGAUGUUACUUUUGCCCAACAUUUUAUGUAUAUGACUGUACUUAACCCCUUAAGGACACAUGACAUGUGACAUGUCAUGAUUCCCUUUUAUUCCAGAAGUUUGGUCCUUAAGGGGUUAAAGGGGAAGAUGGCACCAGAUGUAGCCUUUACAUAUGCUUUCAUCUUCAGGUCCUCAUCCUGGGCUACAACAUGGGCACACUUUAUCUCCAGGCUCAUUUGUAUACAUAUACAGUGUUGAUAUAAUUGGUGAACAAAUUAAUUAGUUGACAUCUGCUCCACUGCCAUGAACACUGGGAAAAGAUGGGCAUCAUCAUGGAGUACAUUUAUAGUAAGACUGAGACCAACUCUUCAUUGUUUUGUAGAUGACUGCUGACUUAUAGUCCAGAAUAUAGUUGAACAAUAACAAAGGUUCAAUAUACCCUAACUAGUUAAAUAAAACCGGAAGAAAACGUAUACUUAUUUAGGGAAAAGGAUUGUGUGUCCCAUUUUCUCAAUCAACAAAAUAAGAAGUAGAAAUGCAGCUCCAUAGACUGUGUUAGCAAAUAGUUUUACUGUGGUGGGAGAAGCUGAGGGCUUAUAAAAGCUCUCUUAUAGCUCAUUUGAUGUAGCCUUUUAGUAGAAAGAAAAGUACUGGAAUACAAAUCUUGCUGUUCAUUAUCUCGAUACGCCAGCUCUUAUAUGGAUGUGCUUGUCAAGAUAACAAUGAAUAUAAAACAAUUUUGAGGCACUGAAUGGAAGAAUGACUCAAACCUGCAUUUAUUUAUCCGUAGGCUUUAAGGUACCCUUAUUUUAACAAUGGUCAAGUAUUGGGACCUGCACCACAAUACAUUGAGCAGAAAAGGUCUCUAAAAAAAGCAGUGCAACCCGUACAACCGCAGCCGUCAUCUUCAACAAAGAAACAAUCUCCUUCUCCACCUGAUGCAUUAGAGAAGACAAUAGCUGACUCACCAGUGGUGAACCACAGGCCUCUGCAGCAGAUUCAGGUGCCUCAGAGCACAGCUGACAAUAUUCUGCUGCCUAAACCGUCUCCAGUGUUCCUGCCCAAUAUCAGUAAAACAGUGUCUCCAGUAAGUAACGUAUCAUUUCUAAUAUUCACUAGGCAUCUCACCUGGUUAUUUAAGUACUAGUAUUAUAGUAUUAAAGUACUAUUACACAAUUAACUUAAACCUUUUUUUCUUCAAUGGAUAACUGUAUUAUAUGAAUAUUCCUUUUAAAAUGGUGCAAAGCUUUUUUAUUUUGCUAUUUACAGCACUUUUAUUAAUCUGUAAUACAUUUAUAGCUACCCAAUGGAGGAUUUCGUUCCUAUGAUCAAUAUGUAUAUAACUUCAGUAAUGAAGAAAUAUGUUGUACAAAUAUUUUAGCUUGAUGGAUAUUUUUUAAGAAUUCCAAUAAAUAGGUUGUAUAAAAAGAAUAUUCCAUGCUACACAUUUUAGCUCAUAUCUGUUUUACAAAAUAAAGCAAUAAAAAUGACCGGCAUGCUUUAUUUGUUUUCCCCAUAGAAGCCAGUGGCCACUGGAUCUCAACAUACGGCUGCUAAUGCUAAAAAUGGAAGACGGCGCUGGGGACAGUCCGUUCUAAAGGAUAGUUGGGAUGACUUUGAUAAAGAAUUUGGCAUCUCUUAUUCUAAAAAACCCAGUAUGGGAGGAGUUAAAGAGAAUAAAAACAAUGAUCCAUUAUUUGGGUGAGACAUCAUUAGAAAUUACUUUAACUCCUAAAGCAGUUUUUUAACCUUAACAUAUGUUCACAGAAAUCUGUUUAACGUCUUAAAAACCACUGGCAUUUUUUUCCAACACUGUCUGUGUAUGACUGUCUGCCUCUGUGUGUAUGUAGGACUGUGUGUGUGUGUGUGUGACUGUCUGUGUGUGUGACUGUCUGCCUCUGUGUGUAUGUAUGACUGCCUGCCUGUGAGUGUGUGUGACACUGUCUGUGUGUGUGUGUGUGACUGUCUGCCUCAGUGUGUAUGUAUGACUGUCUGCCUGGGUGUGUGUGUGAGUGUGUGGCUAUCUGCCUGUGUGUGUGUGUGGCUUUUGGUGUGUGUGUGACUGUCUGCCUGUGUGUGUGGCUGUCUGCCUGUCUCUGUGUGUGUGGAUGUCUGCCUCUGUGUGUGUGUGUGGGUGCCUGCCUCUGUGUGUGUGGAUGUCUUUGUGUGUGUGUACAUCUGCUAGUGAGUGAGUGAGCUUCUGUGUGUGUGUGUGUGUGUGUGUGUGUGUGUGUGUGUGUGUGUGUGCGCGUGCGCAUCUGCUAGUGAGUGAGCUUCUGUGUGUGUGUGUGCACCUGCUAAUGAGUUUGUGUGUGUGCCAGCUAGUGAGUGAGCUUGUAUGUAUGUCAGUGUGCUUGUCUGUAGGGAUCGUGUGUGUGUUAGUGAGUUUGUCUGUAGGGAGCAUGGGUGUGUCUGCUCCUGUAUGUGGUGAGCCUGUGUGUGCAGUGAGCUUGUCUGUGUAUCAGAGUUUGUCUGUACUUAAUUGGUGUGUGUACCAGUAAUCUUGUCUGUGUGUGUCAUUGAGAUUGUCUGUCAAUGAGCCUAUUUGUGUGCAUCAGUAAGAUUGUCUGUGUCUGCAUGUGAGUAUGCUUUACUGUAUAAUUUAAUUACCCUAAAGGGACUAAUAUUUUGAAUUGAAAAAUAAAUAUUCCAAUUAUAUAUAUAUAUAUAUAUACACACACACACACACACACACACACACACACACCAGUGUAUAUAUAGAUAUGUAGUGUGUGUUAUAUAACACACACUACAUAGCACAAUAAUUUAUGGGGAUGCCAUAGAUUUUUUUUCCCAGGGCUGCUUCGUGUCCCCAGUCCGGCUCUGGUUCCCGGCAUUAAACUGUACAAAGGAGAGUAAAGGUGUUAACUACUGUUUGAUCCAAGAUGUCUCUAUGGCCAGGAAAUCCAAGGAAGGUCAAGUAAUUGAAUAUCAUUCUAUUUGUUUUCUUAAAUAUUGAUUGACCAUCUAUUUAACAGUUGUUGUUGUUGUUGUUGUACAACGCCGUUAUGCACAGUGGCACUCAAACAAUCACACACAAAGUGAUACAUUUUGAUUCAAUCCUUGCGUUAUAAUAAAGUUAGUUAUGGGACAUUAAAGUUACAUAAUUAUAGUUUUUACAAGAGUUACAGUACAUUAUUGAUCAUACAAAGAACAACAAAUGUUACAUAUUACAAAUCUGAAAAAAUACUCCUAUUCUUUUAAAACACUAAUAUAUAAAACUGUUCACAUUUUUCUUCCUAUAUAUAUAUAUAUGUAUGUAUAUAUAUAUAUAUAUAUAUAAUAAAGAAUGUACAUUGAUAUUGUGGCUUUCUCUUCAGCAUGGCAGAAUAUGGACAAGAAAACAAAGCAAUGACAAACACGAGGAUUCUGAGAACGGAUUCAAGCCAAACCAUGUCAGCUAAACAGCAUUAUCUAAGGCAGUCACGAUAUCUACCUGGUAAAUAUUGAACAGCAGAAUUUACACACUUGGCAAAGUUGCUAGAAGCAAAUCGCCAUAGGAGAUAAUACAGUUGUUAUUCCCAGGUGAAGGAAAUGUGCAAAAACAUUUUUGCUCAAAUUCAGUUUACAUCAUGUUCAGACGAGAAAAGAUUCACAAAUUAAGAUUGUUCCAGAUUAGUGUUCAUUUAAAAGAAAUAAAUCUCUGAACUAAAGUGUCAGGAAUACAAACAUGUAUUCUUGACACUAUAGUGCUGGUGUGGCUGUUUAGAUCACCGGACCCCAUUAGAUCGCUCUGGAAAGGUGAUUCGCCAUGGCUGGGAUAAUAAAUGUUGAUGAUCUCAGCCAGUCCAAUGCAGUUCCAUAGGAAAGCACUGGGAAGCUAUUGUGGAUGCACGGCAAAAUGCUGCAUUGUGUCAAUCAGCAUUUCUCUAUAGAGAUACAUUAAAUCAACGCGUCUCUAUGGAGAACAUUCAGCGCCUCCAUGCAGAGUGCAGCACAGGAUUAGGAAGCACCUGUAGUUGCUGUUUGUGUGACUGCCACCAGACGUGUUACUAGACAGCAAUGUAAACACUGCCUUUUCUCUGCAGGAUUAGGCUAUAGACACCAGAACCACUACAUUAAGCUGUAGUUGUCAUGGUGACUAUAGUGUCCGUUUAAGAAACAGUGCUGAUCACUGCAUUGAUAUCCUGAAUCAAUGCACAUUUUGCUGUAAAAUGGUGUUAUAUGUCAUUAUUAAAUUGUCAUCAUGAAUGUAAAGCAUUUCUCAAAAAUAUAAUGUAUCUUAUUUUUAUAAAGAUGACAGUAGAGAGGUGUUAAUUUAUCAUAACCAUAUUUUUUUAAUCUAGAAUAGGAAGUCUUCUUCAAAGGUCAAAACCCAAAAUAUUAAACAGUUUUGUGGUUAAUUUUGGAGAUAUGACAACUUUUUCUGUUGGUUUUUAGCUUAGAAAUUUUAACCCUUUAAUUGAAUGCAUAAAAUACACACAGUUUAAUUUCUUUAUAGUCAAUUGCUCUCUAUAUUUUCCAAUUACAAUGUUUAAAAGGAUGUUUGGAUAUUUGCGGUAUUCAUUUUUACUUGGUAUGCAUUGUUUACUCUUUGAUAAGUGUUGUUCUUGUUUAGACUUUGAUAUUUUUCCUUUACAUACAAGGUAUUACCUUAUUUUCUGCAUAGUGAAAAGUUUGUUCCCUAUUUAUUAAGCACAAGGGUUUAUCGCAGAUGUCAACUAGUGAAUUGUUUACUAUGGAAAUUAUUCACAACCAUUCUAAGCACAUCUGAUCUGAUUUUCUUUUAAUACCCGACUUCUGAAAUGCAGUUGAAAUAAAAAAAGAAUAUACAAAACAUGAGUGGCAAGUUGAUUCCACAUUCAGGUUUAAUUCCUUUCACAUGGCAGGUUUCAGUAUGUUUCCUACAGAAAUUGUUCUUUCUAUGGCAGCAUUAACAACUUUAGCCCUUCAGCUGCUACAAUUCAUCACCAGUCUUGGGGCAACAGCGAAUUAUGCUAAUAUUAGAGCAAUAGUUGGUGGCCUAAAGUUGUGAAAUGGUUGUAUGAAUGUGAGCUUUUUAAUUCUAACAUACCUCUUUUUUACUGUGCUAAGGGAUGAACCCAAAGAAUUUAGGAUUCGGGCUACCCAACAAGGAAGUAAAUAAUUCAGCAUGGAAUAGUGCACUAACGUCUAAACCACUUGCUCCCAUUGGAGGAGGUAUGACGUUUAAUAGAGCUAAUGCAGGUAAAUAUUGUAUUAGAAAAUAGCAUACCAGCUUUAAAAAAUUCUAAAAUAGAAGUAGAAAACUGUCUGUAUUCAUUAAACUGUUAAUUUAACAAGCAUAAUAAGUUUAAAAACUUGAUUGAAUUCUGGACAUAUUCAGAAAUUCAUUCUCUCUCUCUCUCCCUUUCUCUCUCUCUUCUGUAAGGAAAUAAAGAAGCAUUUGAUAUGUUAAACUUUGUUUAAAAAAUUUCAAAUAAAUUAGAAUUUACACGUAAUACAAUGAAAAGUAACAAUUAAAAUGUUUGUUGUAAAUCACGCUAUUAAUUUGUGUGGCCUCCUUAAAAUGCAAAACUGAAGCACGUUUGGGGAAUUUUGAUGAUGGAUAACAUGAUGGAAGAGCCAAAAUGCUGUCUGUCUCCUAAAUUGUACUUAGAGAGACAGUCUAUACCAUAAUCACUACAAUGUAGCUAUAACAGUGCAAAACAAAAAGUAUGUGGGCGACAUCCUACAUUUGUUUUUGCUUUAUUUGUGGGUUUUUUUUUUUAGAACCAUUACAAAGUGGUUUUACAAAAAACAGGGUUAAAACUGUUUUUGAAGGGUUUGACUUCUGACCUGGGGUCCAUCAGGUGCCACUCCCUGGCUCCACUACUUCAGUUAGUUUUCCUGAGCUAAGCCCUAGCUAGUAGUGGAGACAGGCAGCAGUGCCUGGUGGAUUCUGGGUAAGAGGUUAACUGUUCUAAAACAGGAUGACACCUUACUGUACUUGGACUGUUCCAAUAAAAUAAAAAAAUAUUUACAUUCUUCAUUGCAUGCAGAUUGCUUAUUUAGUGUUUCAUUUGGUUUUUAUUGCUUUAUCUUGCCAAGUUUAUACCAGCCUGCUUUAAUUUUGCAUUUAUUUACAAAUAAACAAUAUAUCACUGUUGUCACUGCAGUGUUAUAAAGAUUAUUUGUUUCCAAACAAACCAAUACCAUAAACCUAAAAAUGGUUUUCUUAAAAAAAAAAACAAAAAAAAAUUAUAAUGGAGUACAGCCUCGAUUUAAUAUUUUUUUGAAAUAAGCUUUUAUUUUUUUGGAUUUUUAUUUUUGGAUACACUAUUAAAAUUAUAAAACAUGUUUAAUAAUGUGUUUUUUAAUACAUUGGUAUAAUAUAUAUAUAUAUAUAUAUAUAUAUAUAUAUAUAUAUACUUAUAUAGAUUUAUUUAUUUUUUUGUUUUAAUAUUUUGAAAUAUGAAAAGCUCAUCCAAAAAUAUUAAAUUGAGGCCAAUGGUGGGUAUGUGUGUGUGUAUAUUUAAAAGUUCUUCUCUCUAAUAGAAGGAAGCUAGCUCCUGUUAUUCUAGAAAUGGUGUCUGUCCAUGAAUAAAAUUGAUCAGGAGAGGACCACUUAGUGCGGCAGGAUAACGUAUUGUGUUCCUUUCAAAUAAAUGCUAAAGUUAGCCCUGUAUGGACUUUUGAAAGUUUAUACAGAAGUCCAUUUACACUGGGAUGUCCUUUAAUAUUAUCAAGGGGAAAUGGUUAAUUGUAUCAGAAUAUACAAUUUUCUGUGGAAAUCUCAUGUUGCAGUGGUUCCAGCAGUCCAGGAUUUAUGUAUUUCUCUUUUUUUAUUCCAAUGGAGAUACUGACAAAACCUGGACUGUUGGUGGGCCAUGAGAACUUCUAUCUUGUUGUAUGCGUUGGUUCCAUAGAAUCUUUUUAUUUAUAUAUGUGUACUUUGUGCUUCUGCAACAGGAGAUUGAUCACCAAUGCAGGUGUUUUUAUUUAUUUAUUUUUUACUUUACAUGUUGUUCACUUCACAACUUUAUUUCUAUGGUUCCUUUAGGAGGAUUUGCUGGUCCUUCAUAUAACCCAAAUGGAGGAUACAUUCCAUCCAUUCACAAAAAAGAAGUUGGCUCUGCAGGACAAAGGAUACAACUUGCACCUCUUGGAGGAGCAGCAAGUACGAGAUUUUUAAUAAAACCUAUAAUGAUUAAAAAAAAACACACAAGCAACAAGUAUAUUAUAAGCAAAUUUUAUUAAAAUUACCAAUAGUAAUAUACCUCUGCAUUUAAUCGGUUUUAUUAGACAGGUUAAAACCAAUACAUGCACCAGUCUAUAUACAAUUUAGGUACAAACUCUAAACCCUUCAUAUUUUGGUUUUAUAAAAUGUAACAUGUACUUCAGACCAUAGAAACUAUGAUUUUUUUCCUCAUGAUGUGGAACAAAAUCCACAUGCAACUUGCUACACCUGUUACAGCUACAAAACAAAAUCUUUGUGGUAUUAUCCUUUUUCCCAGAACGGUUUUCCACCUUAGAGUAAUAUAUUAAGAAACAGGUUUUUCUAAUUGAAUUCACUCAUAGCGGGGAUCUGUUGUAUCCGGUUCUUUUCUCUUAUUUAUAUGCUUUACUAUUUCUUUCUUCUUUCUUAUAUCUUUUUCAUUCUCCUUGUUAGCAUUACCCACCAACAGUGAUGCUGUGAAUGGUAAACCAAAGGUUAUCAAACCAAAGCCUAUCUGCCUAAAGGCAGUAUGUGAGAGUCCACCAGGUACAUUGUCCCCUUUUAUGUAGAAAAAUCAAGAGAUAUAAAAGUUAUGUGUGAAACAUAGUUCCUCUGUCUCUGCCUUCUCCUGCACUUUCUUUUCCUCCCUCAAACACUUGAGUCGCCCAGAUGUUCAAAGUGCAGAGUGAAGGAUAGCUGAUCUCUUUUUAUGUUAAAGGACCACUCUACAACCAUAAAGCACAGUUUUUGGGGAAGAAGGGGAGGACUUCAAAAAACAUUUUUUAUAUGCAGUAUUUCACAAAAGUGAGUACACCCCUCACAUUUUUGUAAAUAUUUUAUUAUAUGUUUUCGUGUGACAACACUGAAGAAGUGACACUCUGCUACCAUGUAAAGUAGUAAGUGUACAGCCUGUAAACAGUGUAAAUUUGCUGUCCCCUCAAAAUAACUCAACACACAGCAAUUCAUGUCUAAACCGUUGGCAACAAAAGUUAGUACACCUCUAAGUGGAAAUGUCCAAAUGUGUCAAUAUUUUGUGUGGCCACCAUUAUUUUUUUAGAACUUCCUUAACCCUCAUGGGCAUGGAGUUCACCAGAGCUUCACAGGUUGCUACUGGAGACCUUUUCCACUCCUCCAUGAUGACAUCACAGAGCUGGUGGAUGUAAGAGACCUUGCGCUCCCCCACCUUCCGUUUGAGGAUGCCCAACAGAGUGUUUAGGUCUGGAGACAUGCUUGGCCAGUCCAUCACCUUACCUUCAUCUUCUUUAGCAAUGCAAUGGUCGUCUUGGACGUGUGUUUGGGGUCGUUAUCAUGUUGGAAUACUGCCCUGUGGGAGGGGGUCAUGCUCUGCUUCAGUAUGUGGCAGUACAUCUUGGCAUUCAUGGUUCCCUCAAUGAACUCUAGCUCCACAGUGCCGGCAGCACUCAUGCAGGCCCAGACCAUGACACUCCCACUACAAUGCUUGACUGAAGGCAAGACACACUUGUUUUUGUACUCCUCACCUGGUUGACGCCACACACACUUGACACCAUCUGAACCAAAUAAGUUUAUCUUGGUCUCAUCGGACCACAGGACAUUGUUCCAGUAACACAUGUCCUUAGUCUGCUUGUUUUCAGCAAACUGUUUGCGGGGUUUCUUGUGCAUCAUCUUUAGAAAAGGCUUCCUUCUGGGAUGACGGCCAUGCAGACCAAUUUGAUGCAGUGUGCGGCGUAUGGUCUGAGCACAGACAGGCUGACCCCCCACCCCUUCAACCUUUGCAGAAAUGCUGGCAGCACUCAUACGUCUAUUUCCCAAAGACAACCUCUGGAUAUGACCCUGAGCACGUGCAUCCAACUUCUUUGGUCGACCAUGGCAUGGCCUGUUCUGAGUGGAAUCUGUCCUGUAAAAUCGCAGUAUGGUCUUGCCCACCAUGCUGCAGCUCAGUUUCAGAGUCUUGGCAAUCUUCUUAUAGCCUAGGCCAUCUUUAUUUAGAGCAACAAUUCUUUUUUUCGGAUCCUCAGAGAGUUCUUUGCCAUGAGGUGCCAUGUUGAACAUCCAGUGACCAGUAUGAGAGAGUGUGAGAGCGAUAACACCAAAUUUAACACACCUGCUCCCUAAGCACAACUGAGACCUUGUAACACUAACAAGUCACAUGACACACCGGGGAGGGAAAAUGGCUAAUUGGACCCAAUUUGGACAUUUCCCCUUAGGGGUGUACUCACUUUUGUUGCCAACUGGUUAGACAUUAAUGGCUGUGUGUUGAGUUAUUUUGAGGGGACAGCAAACACUAUUAUGCAGGCUGUACACUUACUACUUUACAUGGUAGCAGAGUGUCAUUUCUUCAGUGUUGUCACAUGAAAAGAUAUAAUAAAAUACUUACAAACAUGUGAGGGGUGUACUCACUUUUGUGAAAUACUGUAAAUGUUUAUCAAGUUUUUUAAAAGAAAUUGAUUUUUUGUUUAAGAAUUAUAAAAACGAAUUCCUACCUUUUAGUAUAUGACAGGAUUCUUCAGCCAUAUAUGUGCACCUUGUGUUAGACAGCGUUUGAAAAUCUACAGUUAAUUCCAUUAUCGUCCCUGCUUUUGUGCAGGGAAAACUAUAAACUAUAAUAAAAAAAAAUAGUUUUAAGGUGACAGUUGUCCUUUAAGUGUAAAAAAAACUUUUUAAAAAAACCGAGAAGUGAACAUUUGAGGACACUUGUCCUUUAAAUCUAUAUAAUGUUUUUUAGUUUUUAAUAAAUGUAAACAAUCAUCUCUUACCACAACAAAUACAAUUUGAAUCUGAUCAAGACACCUCAUUCUGCUGAAAAGAUGGGAAGGCAGAAGGGAAAGAAUAACCAAUAUGAGAGGGCCAAGUUGAAGGCGGUUUCCAGUCUUGUAAGAUGGUGUGUACUUGGUGUACAUUUGUACAGGCUAUAUCGUCAUACUGAAUGACUCCACAAAUUCCCACAAAUAGAGUGUGUGUAAUGUGAAAUACACAUUUGCACUUAAGACAUUUUGGUUUUACAUUUUUAACCUGUUGUGAAGCACAAAUAACUUGUUUGUAUUUUUCAGAUUUUGAUGCCUGGAAAACAAAAACUGUACGCACACAACUGCCAGCUUCAUCAUUCAAACCAGCAACUAAGAACCUGUCUCUGAUAAACCGGCCACAACCACUUCAGCCAGUGCACGGGAGAACAGACUGGGCAGCCAAGUAUGGCGGCCAUCGCUAA
Messenger RNA from Pelobates cultripes (western spadefoot toad), 52714 nucleotides. NCBI's taxonomy places the organism in Eukaryota, Metazoa, Chordata, Amphibia, Anura, Pelobatidae. The record is from the annotation of a GenBank genome assembly.